AUGGUCUUCGAAAGCGUGGUGGUAGAUGUCCUAAACAGGUUUCUGGGGGACUACGUUGUGAACCUUGACAGCUCACAACUCAAGCUCGGGAUUUGGGGAGGUAACUAACAUUACUUUGACGAUUCAGUGUUAUGGUUAGCAAGACAAGGGACACACUAUUUUCACGGCACUUCAAUACGGAGUGAUUUUCGAUAUCCCUGGCCCUUUUCUUAACCUUAACCUCAGUUUCCUAACCUGCUGUGUAAGUUCUCCUAACCUGCUACGAAAAAGUCACUGGUACUAGUAUCGAAGUGCCGUGAAGAGUGUUUCCGAGCAAGACAAGGCUGGUUUGCUGAGGGCAAGUAUUCCUACUAUGCAUGCUUGUUUGUGAACCAGGUUUUGUAGCCAACUGGCUAGUUAGCUAUUAUGGGGUUUUAUUUGCUAGCUAGGUAGCUACGUCAGCUAGCCAUCUUCCCAGGUUUGCUCGCAAGCCCUACCCAAAAAAGCCAACGUUGUUUACUUGGCUGGAGUCCAAGUGUGGUCACUUCUUCUUCUAAUAUGGUAUAAUGGCGUACGCUGUGGUCACGUCUUCUUAUAUGGUAUAAUGGCGUUCGUAACAAUUAGGGGUGUGUUCGUAAAUUCAUCAGCUCUGGCACACUCUGUUCUGAAAUCGGAGGAGAUCGCAAGAGCGAAUUUACGAACGCAACCUAGAUGUGCAUUCUGCCACCUACUGUGCGGGUGGAUAAUUUAUUUAUUUAAAUUUUAUUUAACAACAUAAAAUAAGAUAAGUCAGUUAAGAACAAAUUCUCAUUUACAAUGACGGCCUACCCCAUCCAAACCCGGAUGACGCUGGGCCAAUUGUUGCAGACCUAUUCGACUCCCUAUCAUGGCCUGGAACACAGCCUGGAAUCGAACCAGGGUCUGUAGUGACGCCUCUAGCACUGAGAUGCAGUGCCUUAGACCGCUGCGCCACUCGGGAACCCAUAAUAAGGAUCCCAAAAAGUCAAAAAAUGUGGGUAAAACACAAUACCAUACAAACUAUCAAAAAAUAAAUUAACUAAGCAAAAUCAACCUGCUUUUCUGUAAAAUUCUAAUCAGGUCCCAACGCAGGCUCAGAAGCCUCCUGUGAGGGUGGGACAUUUGCUAGUGACAAUAGUCCUUAUAGUGCUUCUGCCGUGAAGUCUUGGAGCCAAAAAAACUUAUCGGCUGCAGAUAUGAUAUCCAGCUUCUUGGACUUCUUAGACACUUGUGCUGUACAAUUAAUCACUGUGGCUAUAAAUGCCACAAAAUCCACCUUAUUCACAAUGAGUGAAUCCUGAUCACUCCAUUGACUGGUUGCAAUGCAUCCACCGCUAUAUCUUCAACACUGUUGUCUCUUUCCCCUUCGACUCUCUUCACCGCCUCCACAUAGGAGAAUCGUUGCGCAGAUCCUUGACACCUCGACCUCCUUCACCUUAACAGGGCACUCAAGGAAGUCCGGACGACAAAUUAUAAUAUUGGACAAUAUUGGACAAAAUUACACUCAUUGGAGCCAAUUACACUAACUGGAGUAUCUGCCGCUGGCUGCUUCUAAGCUUUUUUCACUUGGAUGUUUUUGCCAAAACAUUGCUUACCUUUGUUAAACCAGCUAAACAGCUGCUCUUAGUGAAAAAUGUGUUUGGAGUUACCUUUCUAGCUAAUAGGCUAUGUUAGAGUUAAUUUUAUUUAACAAAAUAAGGUAAGUCAGUUAAGAACAAAUUCUCAUUUACAAUGACGGCCAAACCCGGAUGACGCUGGGACAAUUGUGCGCCGACCUAUUCGACUCCCAAUCACGGCCUGGAACACAGCCUGGAAUCGAACCAGGGUCUGUAGUGACGCCUCUAGCACUGAGAUGUGUGGGGAGGUCAAAAUAAUGAGAAACUAUCUACCAUAUCUAUUCACUUCUCAUUGCUAUUAUCAUUCACCUGAUGAUAAGACAAGAAAAUAACGUAUGAUGGGGGUUCCCUGGGUCGCCGGUUUGCCUGGAAUGGGGUCCCUGGGCAAGAAAAGCUUGAAGACCCCUGGCUUAGACAACACACAACAAGCCUACUUCAUGAGCUAGCUACUACUGCUAGAAUCAUUACAUAUUUUACACACAAUAUGGCUUAAGUUGAGGAUUAGUCAGUGCCUUAUUGCUUCUCAAAUGAUUGCAUGUCAGUCUCCCUUAGCAUAGCUAGGCUACACUUAGCUCUCGAAAACCUUUCUCUGUAGGGUUUUCAGCAGUUAGCUUCGCCCACGGCUGGCUCCAUGUGAACUACAAUCCCGACGCUGUGUUUUAACGUUUAGAAACAUCAAUAAUCAUCGCAUUCGAAACAGUUUUCGAAACAUAUGCCCCUCAUCUUUCAUGUCAGCGAGAAUGAAUCUUUCAAAUAUAAAAUAUACACUUACUGUAGCAGAUUUGCACAGAUGGAUACGCUGUGUGUGCCUCCAGCUGACAAACUACACUUCCGCUACUCUUCCUCCCCAGUUAAGCUUACACAUAGGUGUUCGGAAGGUUGCUGGUUCGAACUAUGGCUGAUUUUAAGGCAAGUCCUCCAGGUCCUGGACGACUUACCUUAAUAGAAGGAACCAUGAAUUCUGCUCUUUAUCAGAUAAUUUUACAGGAGAAUGUCAGGCCAUCCGUCUGUGAGCUGAAGCUGAAGUACAGCUGGGUCAUGCAGCAAGACAAUGAUCCAAAACACACAAUCAAGUCUACAUGAAAAUGGCUAAAAAGCAACACAUUUGAAGUUUUGGAAUGGCCUAGUCAAAAUCCAGGCCUAAUCCCAAUUGAGAUGUUGUGGCAGGACUUGAAACGAGCAGUUCAUGCUUGAAAACCCACAAAUGUCGCUGAGUUAAAGCAGUUCUGCAUGGAAGAGUGGGCCAAAAUUCCUCCACAGCGACAAGAGUGAUCAACAACUACAGGAAAUUAAAGCAGUUCGGCAUGGAGGAGUGGGCCAAAAUUCCUCCACAGCGAUGUGAGCGACUGAUCAACAACUACAGGAAGCAUUUGGUUUCAGUCAUUGCACCUAAAGGUUGCACAACCAGAAAUAUAUGAUACUUGGAGUUAAUAAUUAUUAUAAGUCCAAGGCCUGACACCUUGCCAACAGACAGAGCACAAGAUAACAUAAGGUGCCGCUUGCCGAUGUUUGUACAGUGAAAUGAGGCAAAGUUAAUUGUCAGCUUAGGCUCAACCCUAUAUGUUUCCAACCUCAUGGUACUAUGUAUUUAUUAGCAUAUAUUCAUGUAACAGUGCUUCUUGAAUCUUUUUAAACCAAUAUGCCUUUUCCCCCUAGGUGAUGCUGUGCUCAGAAAUCUUGAAAUAAAGGAAAAUGCCUUGGUAGGUUUUACAUGAAUGGCUAGGCCUACUGCUAAACGCAUCAGUUGUUAGUUGUUCAUUAUUUAGGUACAUUCAAAUUGUAUUGUGCUGAAUAUUUUUGUUCUUGUUUCAGAGGCAACUUGACAUUCCUUUUAAAGUAAGAGCCGGACAUAUAGGUAAGAUUUGUCCGAUGACUCUCAACCCAACACCUACCGUAACCCUAUGACAUUUACAAUAGUCCCUCCCUCCCUCUUUCUCACUCUUCAACCUCUUACUAUUUGUUCUCUCGCUCUGCUGUGUGUGUGUGUGGUUCUGUCAGGACGCUUGGAGCUGAAGAUUCCAUGGAAGAAUCUGUACAACCAGUCAGUGGAAGCUACACUGGAUGGAGUUUACCUGCUCAUCGUGCCCACAGCCAGUGAGAACCUGACCUUAUCACCGAUACGCAUGAACCCUAGCUGUAGUGUGUGUGUGUGUGCGUGUCUUUGCUUUUGUUAAUGGGUAGCCUAUGUCUUUGUGCAUGUUUCAGGUAUAAAGUAUGAUGCGGAGAAGGAGGAGAAACAGCUUCAGGAGGCUCGUCAGAGGGAGCUGCAGAGGAUCGAAGAGACCAAACAGAAAGCAGCGAAACAAGGUCAGAGUUAAUGUGUUAGUUACAUUAUUAUACAUUUUGAGUCUUUGUAAAUAAUGUAUAGCUUCAAAUGUGUAUCUCACAGACUGUCAGUCAGUGUUUACAUUUCCCCAACCCCACCCCUUGGCGGGGCUGCCUUUUGGGGUAAAACACAGACUCAGGACUGUGACUUUAAUGCAUGUACUGUUAUCAUAUUCAUUGGUGCCACAGAAAACCCUGCACUUGAGAAGCAGGACACCUUUGUGGAGAAACUGGUGACGCAGGUGAUCAAGAACCUCCAGGUGAAGAUCUCCAACAUCCACAUCCGCUAUGAGGAUGAUGUGAGUAUUCUGCCUAGUGUACUAUAGUAGUACUACAGUACUAGAACUAUGUAUAUUACUACUGUGUUGCAUUACUGUACGUUUCUCUCUCUCCUCUUAUCUCUCCUCUUGUCUCUCUCUCUCAGGUCACCAAUCCCAAUUGCCCAUUAUCAUUUGGAAUGUCACUACAGAACCUCAGCCUUCAGGUAAUGUGUGUCGCCUUUGCUUUGGUUUUGUUAUGGUUGUGGUCAGACCUUGAAACAGUAUCAAGUAACUUCUCAACCCCAAAACUGUGUGACCCCACAGACAGCAGAUGAGAACUGGAAACCUUGUCUCUUGAAUGAGAAAGCCAAGCUGUUUUUCAAGGUAGAGUAUUCUUUACAGCAAUGGUUAUACUGUAGAUUAGUUUGACAUACAUUAUGACACUGUUAUACUGUCAACAGCAUUCUAAGCUGUUUUCUGUUGUGCUUUUUCCUCUCCUCAGCUUGUCCAGUUGAACAAUCUCUUUGCCUACUGGAACGUGAACGCAACGCUGUACUCUAAUCACAUGCCAGAUGAGGCCCUGGUGAGUGACCGUGUCAUCAUUCAGCGCCGUUGCUGAGCGUUGAGUCUCUUAAGUGAGAGUGAUGUCUAUCUAUGACGUCUAAUUAAGUGUCUGUUCCUGUCUGUCGUUUCCACAGCGAUGCCUCCAGAACAGCAUGGACAUCUACAGUUCCACCCCCAUGAAACACGAUUUCAGUGAGUGUGUCGCCUAGUCGAUAUAGGGGUGUGACAUCAUUCAUCGUCUGGAUCAGUCUUUUACAUAUAUAUAUAUUUUUAGUCAUUUAGCAGACGCUCUUAUCCAGAGCGACUUACAGUUAGUGAGUGCAUACAUUUUUUUAUACUGUCCCCCCGUGGGAAUCGAACCCACAACCCUGGCGUUGUAAGCGCCAGCCAACUCUACCAACUGAGCUACACGGGGCCACGUGUCAGUCUUGAUAUUCAUGUAGCCAUUCACCUGCUACAGGGAAUCAAAUCAGUCAUUUGAGUGUAUUGUAAUCAAAUACUUUUUCCCAUUACUUAAACCCACUGUUGAAUUGUUGUUUAUCCUUAUUAACCUAAUUUUCCUGUUCAAUGUUGGCAGUUUUUUGUCCGAUAACGGCCAAUGCGAAGCUGUGCAUGAACCCCCGGUCAGACGUGAACUUCUCCUCUCCCAAGGUGGACUUGGUGGUCAACCUGAGAGAGGUGGCUGUGGAGCUCAACAGGCCACAGGUGAGACUGGGAGAGAGAGACCAUGAGAGAGGGAGUGAGAAAGGGCUACAUUUUCUUUGAGCAAAAGAGCACAUUUGUGCCCCCCAAAUAUAAUCUGCAUUGUGAUUUCAGUUGAAACCUUUCUUCAACAGUGUGCAUAAUAAGGAGGGUGGCUAUUAUUUAACCACUGUGAAGGACACUGAUGCUUCCGAUUUACACAAUUAUGCUACCCCGUCUAUUUGAAAUGUUACAGUAUCUUUUUUUCACAGAUCACCCAGAGUUAGAAUUUUAGUGUCACCCAGAGUUAGAAUUUUAGUGUUACCCAGAGUUAGAAUUUUUACCCAAAGUCUGGCUUAUUUCCCUCUGUCUUCUUCGUUGACGCCUGAACUCUGACCCCUUCCCUCUCUCCAGUAUGUCAGCAUUCUGGAGCUACUGGGCUCGGUGGAUAUGAUGUCACGCAACCUGCCGUACAGGAAAUACCGUCCGCAAGUCCACGUGCACACCAACGCCUACAUAUGGUAAGCACUCACACAUUUGUUUCUUAUACAAAAAAAAAACUAAAGCCUUUUUCUCUUGAUGUAUUGAUGACAAUUGUGGUUAUUGUUAAUGUUUAGACGGUGAAUGAUAAUUGUGUCAUGUUGCAUGCCACCCAGUAUAAGAUUAUUAGACACAUUUUUUCCAAUCAAUUGAGUUACAGUGAAGUACACAGACUGGUGCUAUAGUGACUGUCACUCUGCUUGUGUUUUUCAUCCAGGUGGCAGUAUGUGAUUACGGGCAUCAUGGAGGUGGACGUGAAGCCACGGCUGCACAUGUGGUCGUGGCAGUGCAUCCGCUGCCACCGACAGACAGUCAAGCGUUACAGAGCGCUCUACAAGUCCAAGAUCACCAACAAGAAGCCCACUGAGAAGCUGCUCAGGGAACUGGAGGUGUGUGGAGAUCAGGGUCAUGUUCAUUAGGCACCAAAUGGAAGAAAACUGACUGAAAACAGGGAGGGACUACCUGGACUUGUCCAAUAUGAAGCACACAUUAAAAUGUUCCAUUGCAAAAGGUUUUGAAACAUUUUCCGUUGCCUUCCCUAAAGAGUGCAACCCAGACCUGCGUUGAAAUAGUAUUUUUUUCCUUUCCAAAACUUGAGCAGUGCUUGAUUGAGCUUGCCUGGCCGUAAUUGGACCAAUGGAAUAUUCUCCAAAGUGCAAACCUUGCCCAUCUGGCACUCCGGGCAGGCUCAAUCAAGCGCUCAAAGUAUUUUAAAAGAAAACAAAAUAAUCUUUGAACCCAGGUGUGGUGGAGAUUUAGAAGGCCUCCUCCUCCCUUGCUCGCAGAGCUGCAACCCCAGUCUUUUUCUCUACUCUGCUGCAUUGAUUGAUGAACAUUAAGUAAUUGAUGAAGUAAUAAUUGACGGAUUGCCACAACGGUCCGGGAACUGUUCUAAUGGAUCCAUCUUUCCCUCCAUGUGCCCAGGAGACUGAGCGGACUCUGGAUAUCUUUAACAUCACGCUGGCCAGGCAGCAAGCUGAGAUGGAGGUACGGAUUGAGCUAUCUGUUGAAUUAUUCCUAGCUAACUAUCUUUCUUCUCUGCAUCUACUGUCCUGUCUGUCCGUCAACUAACUCAUUUGUUCAAAAUGGCAGUAAAGCAUGACUGAAAUAACCGUACUUAGUCACACUGCCAUAGCGUAACCACCAGUGCAACACGUAGUCACAGUCUAACUAACAAUAGUUCCAGUUAGUGGUUGUGGUUGUGGCUGAGCCGUUAUGUGUAGACUGUGACCGGCAUUGGUUGGUUGUUCCAGGCGAACAAGGCAGGUCUGCGUAUCUUUCGUCCGGGGGUGGAGGAGGAGGAAUCUCAGGGCUGGUUGGGCUGGAUGUGGUCCGGCUGGUCAGGAGAUGGCGGCACCAAGGCCAAGGAGGUCAAGACCGGAGGUGAGACUGCCCGCGUACCCAAUCACCACGCUCUAUUUUGUACAUACAGUGAGGGAAAAAAGUAUUUGAUCCCCUGCUGAUUUUGUACGUUUGCCCACUGACAAAGACAUGAUCAGUCUAUAAUUUUAAUGGUAGGUUUAUUUGAACAGUGAGAGACAGAAUAACAACAAAAAAAUCCAGAAAAAUGCAUGUCAAAAAUGUUAUAAAUUGAUUUGCAUUUUAAUGAAGGAAAUAAGUAUUUGACCCCUCUUCAAAACAUGACUUAGUACUUGGUGGCAAAACCCUUGUUGGCAAUCACAGAGGUUAGACGUUUCUUGUAGUUGGCCACCAGGUUUUCACACAUCUCAGGAGGGAUUUUGAGCCACUCCUCUUUGCAGAUCUUCUCCAAGUCCUUAAGGUUUUGAGCCUGACGUUUGGCAACUCGAACCUUCAGCUCCCUCCACAUAUUUUCUAUGGGAUUCAGGUUUGGAGACUGGCUAGGCCACUCCAGGACCUUAAUGUGCUUCUUCUUGAGCCACUCCUUUGUUGCCUUGGCCGUGUGUUUUGGGUCAUUGUCAUGCUGGAAUACCCAUCCACGACCCAUUUUCAAUGCCCUGGCUGAGGGAAGGAGGUUCUCACCCAAGAUUUGAUGGUACAUGGCGCCGGCCUUUCGUCCCUUUGAUGCGGUGAAGUUGUCCUGUCUCCUUAGCAGAAAAACACCCCCAAAGCAUAAUGUUUCCACCUCCAUGUUUGACGGUGGGGAUGGUGUUCUUGGGGUCAUAGGCAGCAUUCCUCCUCCUCCAAACACGGCGAGUUGAGUUGAUGCCAAAGAGCUCGAUUUUGGUCUCAUCUGACCACAACACUUUCACCCAGUUCUCCUCUGAAUCAUUCAGAUGUUCAUUGGCAAACUUCAGACGGGCCUGUAUAUGUGCUUUCUUGAGCAGGGGGACCUUGCGGGCGCUGCAGGAUUUCAGUCCUUCACGGCGUAGUGUGUUACCCAUUGUUGUCUUGGUUACUAUGGUCCCAGCUGCCUUGAGAUCAUCGACAAGUUCCUCCCGUGUAGUUCUGGGCUGAUUCCUCACCGUUCUCAUGAUCAUUGCAACUCCACGAGGUGAGAUCUUGCAUGGAGCCCCAGGUCGAGGGAGAUUGACAGUUAUUUUGUGUUUCCCCAUUUGCGAAUAAUCGCACCAACUGUUGUCACCUUCUCACCAAGCUGCUUGGCGAUGGUCUUGUAGCCCAUUCCAGCCUUGUGUAGGUCUACAAUCUUGUCCUUGACAUCCUUGGAGAGCUCUUUGGUCUUGGCCAUGGUGGAGAGUUUGGAAUCUGAUUUGAUUGCUUCUGUGGACAGGUGUCUUUUAUACAGGUAACAAGCUGAGAUUAGGAGCACUCCCUUUAAGAGUGUGCUCCUAAUCUCAGCUCGUUACCUGUAUAAAAGACACCUGAGAGCCAGAAAUCUUUCUGAUUGAGAGGGGGUCAAAUACUUAUUUCCCUCAUUAAAAUGCAAAUCAAUUUAUAACAUUUUUAACAUGCGUUUUUCUGGAUUUUUUUGUUGUUAUUCUGUCUCUCACUGUUCAAAUAAACCUACCAUUAAAAUUAUAGACUGGUCAUUUUUUUGUCAGUGGGCAAACGUACAAAAUCAGCAGGGGAUCAAAUACUUUUUUCCCUCACUGUACAUUCUUAUUAAUUGAGACAUUUCACAUUUGAUACAGGGUCUCACUGUGACUAAUAAAUAAACGCAGAAUGUCUGUUAGUUCCAGCAUCCUGCCACAGCUGCAAUCUUUUUGGCUGUGCACUUGCACCCUGAAAUAGGCCUUGGCUAGCGAAAUGCCAUUGUAGGCCUACCAGGUACAAACCUAGCUACAAAAGUCGACAAUGCCAAAACAAGGUGCUUGAAAAGACCCCAUACUGAUAUUGAGGUGGAGAAUUCCUGUCAAUCCACUGCGCAUGUUGUUCCUCGGACUAGUCCUUUAACGUCCAUUGUCCAGGAGACUGUCGCUCCUUCCCGGAGAAUCCUCUGACACAGGUGAAGCACGUUUGGAGGACCGCAUCAGCAUAUGCGUUCUGAACCAACCAAACAUUUAUUUUAUUGGGAGAAAUCACCAGCAAAUCAAAGUUGUUACUUUGCAAAGAGAUGCAUGGGCACCAUUAGAGGAGUGUGUCAUUGGAUUUAGACCAGGGGUGUCAAACUCAUUUUAGCUCAGGGGCCACAUGGAGGAAAAUCUAUUCCCAAGUGGGCCGGACCGGAAAAAUCAUGGUGUGUAUAUAUAACUUAAAAACAACAACUUCAGAUUGUUUUCUGUGUUUUAAUACGAUCAACAUACAACAUAAAGCUGGAGCCUGAGGACAGUGUGUCCAGAAUAGUACAAGCACAACAUCACUAUUAAUCAUAAAACACGUCAAGUUUAUUUGAAAAUUCUAAAGAAAAAGAACACACAAACACACAAUGCCUCAGUGAUUAACAUAACUGUUUCACAGAUCACAGAACUAUAUCAGGGUGUCAUUUCUCAGGCAGAAAUGUAGAUAAAAAUAAUGAAAUCCUGUUCCCCAAACAAGUGCAAGAACCACAGAGUCAAGAAUAGGUUAAAUAUACAAAUAAAAUAAAAUCAAUUAAAAACAAUAGCACAUCAACAUAAAAACAUAUAAACAUAAAUCUGAAAGCGUUGCUCAAACUCCCGUAACAGUCCCGUUAUUUUAUCUUUGAACCGCUUCAUGUCUGCCAUAUGUUGGGUCGCGCACACAUUUUUCAGACAGGGGAAGUGAGCUGCAUCACCACCGGCAAGUUGCGUCUCCCACAAUGACAGCUUCAACUUGAAAGAACGUAUGCUGUCAUAAUACUGCGUGACAACUUUGUUGCGCCCUUGCAGCUGUUUGUUCAAGUUAUUCAGGUGCUCUGUAACAUCCACCAUAAAUGCAAGGUCCUGCAUCCAUUCUGCGGAAUGAAAUUCUAACACUGGUUUGCCCUUUUCUUCCAUGAACUGUUCAAUUUCUUCUCGUAAAUCAAAGAAACGCCUCAGCACAGCACCUCGGCUUAACCAUCUUACCUCAGUGUGGUAUGGCAGGCCAUAGAUGUGGUCUUUCUCUCUGAGAAGGCUGUCAAACUGACGGUGAUUCAGGCUUCUGGAUCGGAUGAAAUUAACAGUUUGGAUGACCACCUUCAUGACGUUAUCCAUCUUUAAUGACUUGCAACACAAAGCCUCCUGGUGCAAAAUACAGUGAAAAGUCAAAAAAUCACGUCCUCCAUUUGCAGAUUGCACUUUCUCUCUGAACUUUGUCACAACGCCUGCUUUUUUCCCGAUCAUUGAGGGCGCACCAUCUGUAGCCAGGUUGACAGCGCGGGACCAGUCCACUCCGACCCUGUCCAGCGCGCCGACGAGUGCGGUAAAAAUAUCAGCUGCUGUCGUUGUAUCUGUCAUCGGCACCAACUCCACGAACUCCUCGGUGACGGUCAAUGUGUCAUCAUCUCCGCGGAUGAAAAAAUGGCCAGUUGUGCAACAUCUGUAAUGUCCGUGCUUUCAUCAAUUGCAACCGAAAACGCAAUAAAUGACUUUACUUUUUGCUUCAACUGGCUGUCCAAAUCCACUGAAAGAUCGGAAAUCCUGUCUGCAACUGUGUUUCUUGUCAGGCUGAUAUUUGCAAAAGCCUGCCGCUUUUCAGGGCACACAAUCUCCGCUGCCUUCAUCAUGCAUGUUUUUACAAAUUCACCCUCACUAAAUGGUUUUGAAGCCACUGCGAUUUCAUUAGCAAUGAGGUAGCUAGCUUUCACUGCAGCGUCACUGAUGUCUCGGCUGUGAGUAAACACAGACUGCUGUUUCUUCAGACCCGCCAACGGUUCAUUCACCUUCUCUCAUCUCCGCUGUCCUUGAAAGUUGUCAUAUUUGUCGGCAUGAAGACUCGCAUAGUGGCGACGAAGGUUAUAUUCUUUCAGCACUGCAACAUGCUCUGAACACACCAAACAUACAGCUUUCCCAUUCAAUUCCGUGAAUAAAUAGGAUGACCAUUUUUCUUGGAACACUCUGCACUCUGCGUCCACUUUUCUCUUUUUUGACAGAGACAUAUUGGGGCAAUGAGGGUGCCAAAGCACAUAAUGUUAAAAGUAGAAGCCGUAAUAAAUAUCGCGGGCAAAACAAAGUAGCUCAUUGGCUGCACGUGCUUGACCUACUUGCUCUGCCCCGGUAUAAACAGUUUGCUCGCUUAACACAAUUGCUAUUGCGCCAUCCAGUGGACGCAAUUGGAACAGCAGUUUAUUUUAUAGACAAAUUGCAGCGCAUUUCUAUACUUUACAAAAAAUGUUUUUUAUUUUUUUAUUUUAUUUUAUUUUAAUCAUCUCGCGGGCCGAAUUAAACCCGUUUGCGGGCCUGAUCCGGCCCAUACGUUUGACACCCCUGAUCUAGAUGAUAAGGCGCUCCUGAUGAUGAUGUUUUAAUGUUUUUGUGAAUCAUUUUGUGAAGCUAGACAAAAUGUAUGGACAAUGACAUUUGUUUUCUUUAUUCUCCUCAGCUUUUGGUGAGUUUAUGACUCCUGCCGAGAAGGCCAAACUCUACACUGCCAUUGGCUACAGUGAGAUAGCUGUCAAUCACAACCUGCCAAAGAAUGUGAGUGGCUACUGUAUAUUUCCCACACAUCGUAGUGCAGUACAACAAUCCCUGGUGUCUUCCAAAAGAGAUGUUUGAAUAUGUGGAGAUAGAAAGAUAACCCAGGACACUAUUCACAAUCUCUCUUUUCUCUUUCUGAUUUUGUUUUUGCAGUUUGAGGACAUUAAGAUUAAUUUCCACAUGAAGAGUAUGUCUUUCUCAGUGAAAGACAACAAGGAUCAAAAUGAAAUCCUCAAACUCACAGUUGAAAACCUGAAAUCCAUGCUGACCCAGAGGCCCGGAGCAAAAGCCAUUAAGUACGCACAGUGCACCCUCUGGGGUGUGUUCGUUGAGGUGGUUUCACACAGAAAUUAAUAGAGCUGACGUGAUGCCCAAUUAUACAUGACAGAAUAUCAUAUCUGUUCUACAAAAUAUAUUUAUAUCGGUAACUCUGUAUGCUUGUGAACAGACCCUGCGUUUUAAUACUUUCCCCCUCCUUCCCUGUUGUAGUGCUUUAUCAAUGGGAUAUUGUUGCCAGGUUUUGUUAUUGUGCCAUAUCCAAGAACAAACUUGAACAGCUGACAACACUAUUUUGCGAUGCUUUGUUUGUUGGUAUCUCUCUCUUUCACCAUCUCUCUCUUUCACCUUCUCUCUCUUCCACCUCCUCUCUCUUCCACCUCCUCUCUCUUCCACCUUCUCUCUCUUCCACCUCCCCUCUCUUCCACCUUCUCUCUCUUCCACCUUCUCUCUCUUCCACUGCUUCCUCCACUCUCUUCCCUCCACUCUCUUCCACUUCCUCUCUUCCCUUGGUUCUGAUGCUGCUGUUGUUGUUUGCUGCUCUCAGGCUGUCGGCCCAGCUUAGUCUGUUUGAGGUGACAGGACUGGCCAAUAAUCGGCCGGCGCCCACGCUGCUGUCAUCGAGGAAGGCUGCCACGGUAACGGGGACCCCCUUGCUGGACAUCCUGUUUGAGACAAACCCUCUGGAUGAGAGUGCUGACCAGCGGCUCCGUGUCGAGUCCCAGCCUCUGGAGAUCAUCUAUGACGCUGUUAGUGUUUGUGUGUGCCUGUUUACAUGACUGUAUGCCAGUUGUUCCUCGGUUCAAUCAGGCAUGGAGUUGUUAGAACGAAGUUCGCACCCCCUGUUGCUGUGUGUGUUUGCAUGCGCGUGUGUAACAACAUGGGUACCUGUUUCUCCCUCCGGCAGGUGACGGUGAACAGCAUGUCUGCGUUCUUCUUGCCGCCUGAUGACCUCCAGCUAGACGAGCUAACCAACGCCACUCUCAUGAAGCUGGAGCAGUUCCGAGACCGCACCUCCACAGGUCAGAGCCCCGCCUCUAGCGCUGACAGGCCACACUCCUGGGCUGAAACACAGCACUGAUGGAUUUUUUACAUGUGCUGCAGGCCCAAAUAUAGAGAUCUAUUCUAUUAAUUUAUGUUCUAUGGACAUGGAGGUUGGUGAGAUAACCUUAUGAUUAAUCAGCCAGAAUAUAAGCCUCAUUGACCUCAAUCUCCAAUCCAUACUUCCUACUGACACACACACCCCUUGCCUUUCAUAUCCUAUAUUAUGUAAGAACAUGUUGUAGUAUGCUGACCAUUAUAUGGUGUUGUCUGCAGGGCUGAUGUACGUGAUUGAGACCCAGAAGGUUCUGGAUCUGAACGUCAACCUCAUGGCCUCCUAUGUGAUCGUGCCCCAAACCGGGUUCUACGACUCCACUCAGAACCUCAUGCUAUUGGACCUGGGUCACUUCAAGGUAAGUCACUUCAAUUGGCACAGCAUGCGCGUUUGUGUAGAGAGAGCGGUUCGAUCUGACUUGAGUAAGUGAGAGACGAUGUACGGAAAAAUUGAGAACUGUGAUUGGUCCUAUCAUGUUGCUAAAGGCAACCACUGAGCAGACUCAACUUGCCCGACUGUUUAGUUUACUAGCCCCGGGAAGCCAAACCCUGUCUAAUGAACAGGACCUCACCCAGGCGUUCUAUGCCGGGGGGUUUCAAACUGGGGUCCAUGAAUUUGAGCUUUGUUUUGGAAAAACUAUUUUUGGUAUUUUUGUAUGUGAAAAUUAUUAGAUUAUGAAUAUCGCUAGCUGCAACAGAAUACCAUCAUGGAAACCAUUUUUAUGUCUCUGCAUCCAGUAUGAAGGAAGUUAGAGGUAGUUUCACGAGCUAAUGCUAACUAGCGUUAGCACAAUGACUGGAAGUCUACAGGAACAGUUGGCAUACUAGCUGUUCCUGUUCAUCCGACUCUGGGGAAGUAGAUAAAGGGCUUUAUUGCCUGGGCGAGGGUCCCUGGGCAAGAAAUGAUUGAAAAUCCCUGUUCUAUGCCAUUGUCUUGUGUUAUCAGGUGUCUAGUCUGAGCAGAAAGGGGCUACCCCAGCUUUCUGUAGGGAGCAGUACUAUACAGGACAUCAUGUCCCAAGCCUACGACAGCUUCGACAUCAAGCUCAGCAGCCUACAGUUCCUCUACAGCAAGCCAGGUACACACACACACGGACAAAGGCACACACACACACACACAAUUAUCUGCCCAAAAUGUGUCAUGUGACGCAACUACGCAGGGAAGCCGUUUUCUGUAGCUUAUUGCGUUCUUGCGUUGCGUACAUAGGUAGACUAUAGCUAAAUAAGGCUUAACAGUGGUUGUUGUGUUGUGUAUUAGACGGGAACUGGAGGAAAGCCCGUAAGCUGAAGCAGUCGGCCCUCCACAUCCUGGAGCCUGUCGAUGUCAAGGUGGUGUUCAGCAGAGCCAUGGUGGUCACAGACUCACGCAUGCCCAAGUAAGAGGGAGGAGAGAGGGCUUGGGGGAGAGGGGUGGAGGGAGAGGGGUGGGUGGAGGGUGGGGAGAGGGGUGGGUGGUGGGGUGGAGGGAGAGGGGUGUGUGCAUGGAGGGAGGGAGGGAGGGAGAGGGGUGGGUGCGAUGCCUUUUUUGUACUACCACUCUGUGUAAUGGUGUUUGUCAAAAAGCUGGUCAGAUAAAUUAUAUUGUGUGUGUGUGUUUGUCAGGUUUAAGAUCUUCGGGGAGAUGCCUCUCUUGUCUCUGAGGAUCUCUGAUGAUAAGGUGCGGGCCGUGCUGGAACUGAUUGACAGUAUCCCACUGCCGGCGAGCAGGCCGGCCCCGCGCAGCACCAACAUACACUCUACACCUAAGGUACUAACUACUGGGAGUCUCUCUGCCUGUCUGUGGGUUGACUCUCUGCCUGUCUGUGAGUUAACUCUCUCUGCCUGUCUGUGGGUUGACUCUCUCUGCCUGUCUGUGGGUUGACUCUCUCUGCCUGUCUGUGGGUUGACUCUGUCUGUAAUGUCGGUUGUUUUGUGUGUAGAUAGAUUUCUAUUGGGUUGUGUGCGUGUCUAAUUUCUGCUUGUUUUUCUUCCGCAGGCUCCAAAGCAGUCGUACACCGCUCAGCUAACCCCCAGGCAACCAACCAUGGCUGAACUGCGCAACUCCCUCAUAUGGGAAUCAGGUGAGAGACAUGCACACACACAUACAGCCCUGUGAACACAUUACAAAUGGAUCUCUGUACUUUACACACAACUGUGAUCAUGACAGACGUUAGUGUGGCAUUAGCAUUUUAAGUGUGUGUGUGUACAGGCUCAGAGGAGGACCUGUUCUACGAUGCUCCCAGCUCUCCUAUAGACGACCAUCCGUUCUUCCCCGACAACAUGCCCAGCCCUCUGCAGCGCUCCGACUCGGUCAAGAGGAGAGGUCUGGUCAAGAAAGACCCCAAGAAGAACAUGACCGACUUCCUCAUGACGUUUGAGAUCAACAAGGUAUGCUUAACCUAAUCUACAUCUGUGUGUGAGAGAGGACUUAAACACUUAAUUUAGUUUUCACUCUUGAUUGCUAGUAAAGUGGCGUGUGUGUAUUGAUUGCUAGUGAAGCGGCGUGUGUGUAUUGAUUGCUAGUGAAGCGGCGUGUGUGUAUUGAUUGCUAGUGAAGCGGCGUGUGUGUAUUGAUUGCUAGUGAAGCGGCGUGUGUGUAUUGAUUGCUAGUGAAGCGGCGUGUGUGUAUUGAUUGCUAGUGAAGCGGCGUGUGUGUAUUGAUUGCUAGUGAAGCGGCGUGUGUAUAUGUGUGUACUCCCUUCUUCUGCUGUCUAGCUGUCUGUUCAGCUGUGUCGUCUGUCUGGAGGCCAGGAGGUCACAGUGUUACACCUGGGCACUGAGCGGCUGGGCUCUGAGCUAAAGCUACGUACCUUCGACAUGACAUCUAACACUUUCCUACGAGAGAUCUGCCUAGAGUGCUCAGAGUAUAUGGGUAGGUGAGGGAGUGGGUGGGAAUUGUUGUCUCUUAAAGGUAGGGCUGUCAACUAACUGAUCCAGAAAUUCACAAUCGAAAAUGUAUCUUCAAAAUGUCAAUAUUCGAUUAAUAUUGUAAUCUAAUUUGCAUAAAUGUACAUAAAUAUGUAAAUGUCAAAAUAUGGGUCAUAUGCGCCUUCGCUACAGCCUUCUCCAUACCAGCUCUGACAUUAGGGGAGACGCCAGAAAAGGUAGCCAAACUUGAAUGUGCCUGUUUAUGCCAUUGAACCCAGCAUUUCUCUCCUAUUCUGUUUGUUUUUCAAAAUAACUUUGUUCCGUUGUCCACUGCAUUCAAAGGCAGUAAUCUAGUAAUGUUUGAUAGCAACCCAUUCUAGUUGUUGCAUCUUUUAGAUCACCCCUUUUUCUACGCUUUUAACAUAUGUGUCACAUGAAAUGGCUUGCAUCUGGUGUGUUUUCAGAAUGGUGGUUUUCCCGCAAUUGCAUUUUUGGAACAUUAGCAGGACGGCUCUGUGCACCGUGCUGCGCUUGGAAUGUGAAUAGAUUAUUGUCUAGAUCAUUAUAAGAUAAACAUUGUGAUAUGCUGCAUUGUCAUUGUUGGUGGUUGUAUGGGUGUGGCAUGUCUGCAGACAUUUCUGUGUGGUUUUGGUGUGAUAUGAUUUUCUGGUUUUAUAUUCUUGUCCAGAUUCAGAGGAGAAGAAAGUGCACCUGAUCACCACUCUAGACAACACAGAGGAGGACCUCCUCACAUUGGAGUACACUAAGGUACACACAUACACACACACACACACACACACACACACACACAGUCAACGCUGUCUUCAUCCAAUAUAGAUUAACAGCAGAGCAGGUCUAAAAGCUUCAAUGUCUCUUUCAGGCUGAUAAGAACGGGCCAGAAUUCAAGUCUCAGUACAAGAACACUGAACAAUCAGUAAAGGUAAGGUCUUACAAUACAACUGUGUUAACCCACAUUUGGAACUUCAACAUGAUGUUGAUGGUGUGUUUGUGAUGUCUCUGUCUCAGGUGAACUUCUCGUCUCUGGACAUACACCUGCACACGGAGGCUUUGCUCAACGCCAUGAACUUCCUGAACGGCCUCCUCCCCCCGACCAAGGAGGCGGCACCCAGCCAGGAGGAGCUGCCCACCAUCCCAGAGGAGGACGAGGGAGAGGGAAAGGGGGAGGAGGAAUCAGCCGUGGCAAAAAUAACAUGUAUGUAAAUUAUCAGUUUCAUGGAAUCCAUUCUGGUUACUGGAACUAAGACUUUUCCAUUGUUGAUAUUGAUUAGAAUUUCAUGAAUCAAGUUAGUCGAAAGUGGAAGAGACUUUGGUUAGGUAAUAUACCUCCUUUAUAUUUGUUGCAUGUAGAGAUAUUGAGUAGACACGUGUCCUCCAUGUAUUCUCCUUCUAAUACGUAGCUAGCUAAACCAAAUGUAAAUUCUCUGCCAUUGUAUGGACCACUUGACGUUUUAUGUAUUGUGAUGCAAACAAAAUCACCUUCACAUCAAAGCCUCUUUUAAGUUUGGACGAAGGAACAACUCUUUCAUAAAUGUCUCUCUUCCCCACUCUCCUCAGCUUCUAAGAAGUCAAAGUUUGAGGACGUAGUGAAUUUGCACAUCAGAGCUGAUCUCAACUGUCUGAAGGUUUUCAUCAGAGGCCAGAGCCACAGGAUAGCAGAGAUCAGCAUUGAGGGUAACACACGUCACCGUCCGCAACACACGUCCGCAACACACGUCACCGUCCGCAACACAAGUCACCGUCCGCAACACACGUCACCGUCUGCAACACAAGUCACCGUCCGCAACACACGUCUGCAACACACGUCACCGUCCGCAACACACGUCACCGUCUGCAACACAAGUCACCGUCCGCAACACACGUCUGCAACACACGUCACCGUCCGCAACACACGUCACCGUCCGCAACACACGUCACCGUCCGCAACACACGUCACCGUCUGCAACACAAGUCACCGUCCGCAAACACACGUCACCGUCCGCAACACACGUCACCGUCCGCAACACACGUCACCGUCCGCAACACACGUCACCGUCCGCAACACACGUCUGCAACACAAGUCACUGUCCGCAACACACGUCACCGUCCGCAACACACGUCACCGUCCGCAACACACGUCUGCAACACACGUCACCGUCCGCAACACACGUCACCGUCCGCAACACACGUCACCGUCCGCAACACACGUCACCGUCCGCAACACACGUCUGCAACACACGUCACCGUCCGCAACACACGUCACCGUCCGCAACACAAGUCACCGUCUGCAACACAAGUCACCGUCCGCAACACACGUCCGCAACACACGUCACCGUCCGCAACACACGUCACCGUCCGCAACACACGUCACCGUCCGCAACACACGUCACCGUCCGCAACACACGUCACCGUCCGCAACACACGUCUGCAACACAAGUCACCGUCCGCAACACACGUCUGCAACACAAGUCACCGUCCGCAACACACGUCUGCAACACAAGUCACCGUCCGCAACACACGUCUGCAACACAAGUCACCGUCCGCAACACACGUCUGCAACACAAGUCACCGUCCGCAACACAAGUCACCGUCCGCAACACACGUCUGCAACACAAGUCUGCAACACAAGUCACCGUCCGAAACACACGUCCGCAACACAAGUCACCGUCCGCAACAUACGUCCGCAACACAAGUCACCGUCCGCAACACACGUCCGCAACACAAGUCACCGUCCGCAACACACGUCCGCAACACAAGUCACCGGCAACACACGUCCGCAACACAAGUCACUGUCCGCAACACACGUCCGCAACACAAGUCACCGCCCGCAACACACGUACGCAACACAAGUCACUGUCCGCAACACAAGUCACUGUCCGCAACACAAGUCACUGUCCGCAACACAAGUCACCGUCCGCAACACAAGUCACCGUCCGCAACACAAGUCACCGUCCGCAACACACGUCCGCAACACAAGUCACCGUCCGCAACACACGUCUGCAAGAGCUGCAUGCAUGAAUUAUGAAAUUCCAUACAAUAAUGUGUGUUUGUGUGAUUAGAUGUGUGGACAGGGCACGCGUACACAGAUGAUAAUGAUGCUAGUGCCACCUUGUGGUGAACAUGAAGAAAUACUCAGGCCACUGAUUUUCUCCUAUUGGUUCUGGAACUGAUAUGAACACAGCCUUGCAAUAGAGAUCUGGCAUUUACAAAAUUACACUGAUUGGCCCAAGGGGGGCGCUAUAGUAAUCAACUGAAAUUCGUUAUUCGUUAUUCGUGGGCACGACAUAUUUACUGUAGCCUUGUUCUAGACUGGUUCUAGACCUGCUCCUCAGUGUUCUGCCUCUUUGUUCUAUGUUCCAGGCCUGGUGUCGGAGGUGCUGAUGAGGAGAAAGGCGGUGGAGGUUCUGGCCAACCUGAAGAACAUAGUCAUCCUGGAUUGUGAUGAGGAGGCUCUGUACAAGCAGGUAGCUUUUACUCAAUGUUUAACUCGUUUUCCAUUGUGUGCCCUAACUAACACGACCCAGCUGUCAUUGACUAGCCAUACUCACAAGGCUCACUCAUGGCCUCCAGUAUCCAAAAAGGAUCAAAUGAAAACUUCACCAACCAAAAUGUGAACAAACACCAAAACCCAAUGUCACCACAUUUUUGCCAUCUUGUUUUACUUUAGAGAUGUUAUUUUCCCAGUCAAGGGGCAACAUUCACGAGAAAUUAUGAUUGUUGUUUUUGCUUUCUACUGGUGUUUUUCUAAUGUGUAUAUUUGUACGGCGUCUGCGUCCUAGUGUGUGUCCAUAGCUGAUAAGGAGGUGUUUGCUUUCCGCAUGGUGAACUACACAGACGCCACUGAGGGCGACGCCUAUCUAGACAUGGGUAAAGUGGACACCAGCAUCACCCUGAUGGUGGGCUGCAUCCAGGUCAUCUUCCUCAACAAGUUUGUCUCCUCCAUCCUGGUAAGAGACACGCCACCAUUUCUCUUAACUCCACCUAACUAUCACCAAUCCUUUUCUGUGCUUCAAAAAUUAAGUUACCAACAACACUUUUCCAGGGUGUCGAAAACCAUGGCCUUACUUGUAGUACCGGUACCAAAAUGCCCCAGAACCGACCAAGCCUAAUCACAUUCGGUGCCCUUUUUCGGUUCUGGAUUGUCCUACGUCAUAUGACCAUCGAUGAGCAUUUUGUAACGUGACUGCUCUUUGUCCUCCUCCUCAUUCAUCUCCCUCUCCCCCAGGCCUUCAUCAACAACUUCCAGGCGGCCAAGGAGGCCCUGGCUGAGGUGACUGUGCAGGCAGCGGAGAAGGCAGCCACGGGGGUGAUGGAGCUGGCUGAGCGCAGCACGCGCAUCUCUCUGGAUGUAGACUUCAACGCUCCUCUUGUCUUCCUGCCGCAGUCCUCCUCCUCCACCAACGUCAUUGUGGCUGACCUCGGCAUGGUCACGGUCAAGAACUGCUUCGCCUUGGUCGACUCCCAGGUGCAUGUCAAGAUCCCCCCCAUCAUGGACACCAUGACCGUGGGCCUCAGUGACCUCAAGAUGUACAGGUGAGACAGUACAGGGUCGCUGGUAAGGCACACCAGUAGUCAGGCAAUUCUGUAGACGUACAUGGAUCGGAAUUAAACCUCAUGGAUUCAGUUUUUUUUUAAGUGAACGGAUGAUUUCAUUUGUUCACAGGGAUGGGAAGUGUGUAUUGAUAGUAGACAUGUUUCUGUGUGUUUCUAUUACUUUUGCAUAUCUGGUCCAACCCCGGAUGUGCAGUGAAUCAGAACCUGUAAAGCCAUUUGUUUGUUGUUUGAUUGUCCAGAACCACCUUUGAGAAGGGGAGGUUUCAGGGGGAGAUCCAACUUCUGAAGCCGGUCAACCUUGACCUGUCAAUCCAGAGGAAUCUGUCGGCCUCCUGGUACCACAGCAUCCCCGACAUAAAGAUCACUGCCCACCUCAAACCUAUGAAUGUGAGUGAAUGUGUCAGUGGUGUCUGUUAUAGUUAAAGCCAACUCUCAAUGAACAAGAAAUAUUAGUAUGAAAUUAUUGUUGUUGAUACAUCUGUGUAACGGUGUGUGUGUGUGUGUUUGUCUUACUAGCUGAUCCUGAGUCAGGAUGACAUGACGAUGGUGUUGAGGACUCUGGGUGAGAACCUGUCAGAGACGUCAGAUGCUGCUUCCCCCCCUCCUUCUCCGCCUACAGUGGACCGCUCCGACACAGCCACUACCGAAGGCUUGCAGGGCACAGGAGGUACUGGUACUAUCCCCACCAGCGGUGAGGACAGUUGGGUUGAAUGUGUGUGUGAGUCUUAAUAUUUGGAUGAUUGUGAUAUUAAUAAUCAUGUUGAACCCUGUCUGUAGGCAACAUAGUGGUAACUGCUGCAGUGGUCGAGACCCAGAAGAGCACUAAGCUGAAGAACACACUCAAAGUAGACUUCAAGUUUGAUUCCAUGACUCUGGUCCUGUACAGCCCCAAUGGGACUGAGGUAACUACUGCAUACCUUCAAAAACACUACAAUUGACCACAGAAAACUCCAUCCACUUAGAUAUUCUUACCAAAAAGUGUGUGUCUGUGCCCGUCUGUCUGUGGGCGUGCGUCUCUGCCUGUGUGUGUGUGUGUGUGUGUGUGUGUGUGUGUGUAUCCAGGUGCAGGUGUUGGACUCGAGGGAUGAUCAGCUGAAGCUGGCUGAGUUCACCCUGGGGACCAUCUCUACAUCUGUCCACAUGUUCUCAGACGGAUCCAUGAAGGCCUCCGUCAAACUCACAGACUGCCUGCUAGAUGACAAGAGAUGCAGAGUCAAGAAUAUCACUGCCAGGUAGAACGCAUGAACACACACAGUUACCUUGGUACUAAGCCUACAUACACAUUCAAACACACUGGGAGAGAUACCGCAGAGUGAUGUGUGUGUACUGUGAACAUAUGAGCGUGUGGCUCAGUGCUGGCGUAGAUGUACGAGGCUCAGUGUGUGUUCUUCAGCGUGGCAUCAUGUUCAUCACCGCUUUACCAUCUGUCUACUCACAUAGCUGUGUGACAGUCCUAAGAUGAAUGGCUUUUGUUAGCAGCCCCAUGAUAGUCAAAGCAGCUUUAAGUUAAUCUCGCACUCCCAGUUCCUCAAAACCCAUGAGUAUUUCCAUCUGGUAUGUAAAUUGUUUUGAGAGAAUGGAAUCUUUCAAUCUGUAGUGUAGAAUAAAAAGUUAGUCUCACUCCUCAAUGUAACAUCAAUUGACAAACAGAUUACAAGGUAUUUAGUGCACUGAUGAUAGGGUGUGUUAUUGGGACCCUUGUUGUAGGGAUUGUUAUUAUUGCUCUUUCUGUAGGGAUCAUCAUGUCCCUCUGGCCUCUGUCUGUCAGGAUGAUGGCGACGCGUCCGAGUGCUGGGAGGAACGUGAUGGUGGAGGUCAACUACAAGCAGGGGUGUGACGGCACCUCUCUGGAGACGGUGGUGCAGGACGUCUACCUCUGUGCCAGCAUGGAGUUCCUGCUCACCGUGGCCGACAUCUUCCUCAAGGCCAGCCAGCAGGGUUUCUCCUCAGCCGUCCCCAAGAACAGCAGCAGCACUAAACCCACGGUUACAGCCACCGCUGCUUCCAAGGAACCAGGUAGGACACAUUCACAUUUCACACUACACAAUAUUCACCACAAAUGUCAUGUUCGUACGACAUCAAAUGUCAUAGUGGAGGAGUCCGAUAGUUUCACUUAGUUUCUGACCGAUUUCUUCCAUUUGAUGCCUAAUGAACACGCCCCUGCUUUCUUCUCUGUGUCUGUACUCCAGCUCCAGUGGCGGUCAAGUCGGAGAUGAUCGUUCUGGUGAAGAACCCAAAGAUUGUCUUUGUGGCCGACCUGACGCGUGCCGACGCCCCGGCCCUGGUCAUGACCAUGGAGUGCGAGCUGGUGAUUAAGAGCAACCCUGAUGGUCAGCUGAUGACGGCAGUGGUCAAGGACCUGAAGGUGGUGGCCUGUCCCUUCCUGAAGGAGAAGAGGAGGAACAAGGAGACCACUGUGCUGCAGCCCUGCCAGGUGUUCUUCAAGAGCACACAGUCCUCCACCUCCCCGCAGGCUAUGGAGGUCUGCAUCAAGGCACUGACACUCAAGGUAGGCCACAGCCAAAAACGGAACGGGAAGAAGCAUCUCACUAAUAAAAUACCUAAUUGUCACUUUUUCCUAUGUUUUUAUUUCUGGCACAGCUACCAGAACCAGAGUGAUGUGUCUUACGUUCCAUUCUCCUCCGUGCCCCUCCCCCUCCCCCAGGUGUCGCCCAUCAUCAUCAACACAGUGAUCACCAUCCAAUCGGUGCUGAGCCCGGCCGGUGCAGACACGCCCCAGUCUGAGCUGGAGAGCCCCGUACCCCCAGACCUGUGGGAACGCCGGGCCUGGCGGGACCUCAAGCUGUGGUUCCUGGAGGAGGAGGGUAAAGACGAAGAUGCCCAGUCCCUGGUCCCGUUGAUUCCCCAGGGCGAGUCCCUGCAGGUGGCCAUUUACUCCAUCUGCCUGACCCUGGAGGCUGGGGUGGGCCACCGCACCGUCCCCAUGCUGCUGGCCAAGUCCUCCUUCCACGGGGAUGUCAAGAACUGGAGCACCCUCAUCGACCUGCACAGCCAGCUCAACCUGGAGGUCAGACACUGCACAUCUCUACACGCUACCUCUAUACAACAUCUACACAACCUCAAUUCAACUAAAACAGGUUUAGUAAGACUGCAUUUAGUGUACUGUAACAUAGUUGAACAUAGUGUUGUAUGUUUAGGUUCACUACUUCAACGAGGUGAUGGGGGUGUGGGAGCCUCUUCUGGAGCCCGUAGAAGACGAGACCAGAGACGGCUUCAGAUCCUGGACUCUGGGAUUAAAGGUGACCCUUAAUAAAGGUUGACUUUGGGCACGAAAAACGGUCCAACUCUUUUCUCAAGUUUCAAACAGAAAUGGGGUGUGCCUUUUGGUGGUUCAUCAACGUGUCAUUCUGGUCCUGCGAGCCGUGACCAACGUAGCUAGUUUGUUAGCCACUGUAGCUAGACAGUAACUCCUCCAGUAUGUGUUGACGACAUUUCGCAGGAUUUGUUUUUGGACGGAAGCUGUAGAGAUGUUUUUAAGUAUUAAAUGACCUGGUAUGAUGGUGCAUUGAUCAGUUAUACAGUUUUAAAGCGUUGUUUUGUGCUUUUUUGCCCAAAGUCGACCUUUUUAAACAAUCUCUCAUUCACACCACACACACACACACACAAACUCACAAACAUCCCUCAUCCGGAUAGUGUAAACACACUAUCCACCACACACACUUAACGGCCAUACUUUCCCCUAACUGCAGAUGAAGAAGAAGCCAGUAAAGUACUCAGGUAUAUCAGAUGAAGUAGACUACUGCAUCCCUGACUACAAGACCGUCAUCAGCAUCAGCAGCAAGGACCAGCUCAACAUCACCCUCUCCAAGUGUGGACUGGGCAUGCUCAGUAACCUGGGCACGGUAAGUCAAUGAUGUCACCUACCAGCACUCUUGUAUGUGCUAUUUUAUUGGCUAGCUGAAAAUAUACCUUGUUUUUGUUAUGGAAUCACAUAAUCUGUACUGUCAAUAAGAAUCACAAAACAUUUUAACAAAAUAACUUUUUAUGUGUAAGUGGAUUGUUUUGAUUGUGUUGGGAUAGCUUGGUGUAGGCCUUUUUCUUGUACAUCCCAACAUGUGCUUGUGUGUGCGUGGCAGGCCUUUGCGGAGGCGGCCAAGCAGACAUCGGAGAGUUUCCAAGAGGACGAGGCUCCGUUCGUGGUGAAGAACCGUCUGGGUCUGACUGUGUCAGUGAUGUACAGUGAGCUGUUCUGCCCCCUGGGCCGCGAGGCCGUGGAGCACCGGGUAGAGCUGCAGAACGGAGAGAGCCUCAACAUGGACUACCGUCGCACCACCUCCCACUCAGACCAGUUCUCUGCCAUGACCUCGCUGGUCGCCAAGGACUACUACAUACAGCCCAGUAAGCAACACAGUUGCACCAGUGCAGACCAGCACCCAUAUUCAGAGUAUGACUGCUGAUCUAGGAUCAGUCUUGCUUUUUAUAACAUAAUGAAUACGAUUAUACAGACACAAAUGGACCUGAUCCUAGAUCAGCACUCCUACUCUGAGAUGCUUUAUGAAUACGGUCCCUGAUAUUCAAACGUGUUAGCGUUCUGACCUAAUGCUCGGGCAUUAGUUUGCGGAGCGAACAUGAUUUGUUCGCUGGGUCUAGGGUCAAUUUAGUCAUUGAUCUCACGGUUUUUUAUGUUCUUGUACUCAGCUCCGGCAGGCCACACUUCAGCCAGCGUGAUUCCGUUGAUCAAAGUGGGGCGUGGCAUGUACAGUGUCCUGCACAAAGACUCUGGGGUCACCCGCUUCCUGGUCUGUCAGAUCUACUCUGUGCAGGGAAGCAAGCACAUCAAGAUCCGCUCUCCCUUCCAGGCAAGUUACAGUCACCGGGGGGGGGGGUGUUCUUCUCCAACUCACAUCCAAGGAGCCUCACUGUUCUCAAAACCACUCGUGCAGAUAUCACCCAAAUACUAAUUUACUCUCAUUAUUCAUCUCCAUAUACACUGGUUGCUUCCCUACCUCUCCUCCUUCUCUCUCCACUGUACUUAACUUGACCCCAGAAUGUACUAAACUUGACCCCAGAGAAUGUAAUUUCAAUCUGAACAACGUGUCUCUUUCUCGUGUCUCCCCUACAGAUCAUAAACCACUUUUCCAUCCCGUUCAGAGUGAUGGAGGGCUCCAUGUGUCUGGGGAUCUCACUGCCUACAGAGGAGUUCUGCGUUCCUCUGGACUCCUACAGGUGACACACAUACACACACACACACCCACACACACACACACAUACACACAUUUACAUACUUUAUUUGAAUCCACCAAUCAAAUUUACAGUAAAAAAGUAUCAAAACAUUUCAAAGAUCCCUGUAUGCAUGGCACUCAAGGGUACAGACAGCACCUCCUUCUCCAAACAGUUAGGCUGCCCACGACAGCUGAAACAGAGCAGUAUCCAGCCAACUGCUUUGCCCUAGUUUUUGUCAGUCCCGCAAUCUGGAGACCACGCACUGCAAGCCUGUGUACGUGGCCGAGACCGCCAAAUAUCAGCGCCACCCGUUGCACCUACACCCGAGGCUGUCCAAGCUUGCCACGAGGGGCUGGUAUUUAAGCAGCUUGUCGGCAAAGGCCUGCUCUAUGUAGCCGUUAAAUGAGCAGCCCACUUCCAAAAUGAGCAUCUCCCCCCACAACAACAACAACAACAACAACAUCUGGCGUAUUUGGCACACAGGAAAACACAUCAUCAUUAAGAUCAAACCAGCUUCCUGGAUGUGUGCUGUUGGUGAGACUACCUGUCUCAACUCGCUGGCUAUCAGGUCGACAAGGCGGUCAUGACUAGCAAUGUACAAAUCCUUGUAAAUAAGCAUUUCACUGUAAGGUCUACACCUGUUGUAUUUGGCGCAUGUGACCAUUUUUAUUUUAUUUGACCAGACUCCAAAGCCUGCAGCACGAGUGUCCAAUUUUCCAUUGGCCUUGCUCCUGAAGCCCAGGAAGUUGUCCUCAACACACACGCACACACACACACACACACACACACACACACACACACACUGAUUGCUGUGUGCCCCCCCCAGGUCAAAGUUGAGCCUGCAGCCGGUAACCGAGGGAGACAAUCAUUACGACUGUUCAGAGGGUUUCAGCUACGAGUCAGUGAGCCAGCAGCCUGGCACACGUGUACAGCAGACCUGUCAUCGACAUGGCAACAGCGCCAGCGUGCUCAUGGUCAACAUCGUCCCUCUGAAAGACACAGUGACAUCACAACACACAGGAGUGGCCGGGGAGCACUUUGACGAGCCCUACAUCCUGCACCUGUGGCCCUCCGUACUGCUCCGGAACCUUCUGCCUUACCCCAUCACCUAUCGCCUACAGGUACACACACACACUUGUUUUACUAUCCUUGAGGGGACCAAACAAUUGAAUCUUAUUUUUCAUAUCCCCUUAACCUAACCUUAACCCUAAACCUAACCCUAACUCCUAAAUCUAACCCCUUAGCCUAAAAUAGCCUUUUUCCUUGUGGGGACCGGCGAAAUCUCCCCACGAAUGUUACUUGUUUCACUAUCCUUGUGAGGACUGGUAGUAAAACCAAAAGAAACCACACACCCUCACACCCACAGAGAUCAGUGGCUACUACCCACAUUACUCCUGAGUCCCUACCCACCAGCAGAGAAAUGGACCUACAGUAUGUUACGCCUGCUCCCCUAUCACCUUCACACUGCACAUAGAUAUACAGUGGGGAGAACAAGUAUUUGAUACACUGCCGAUUUUGCAGGUUUUCCUACUUACAAAGCAUGUAGAGGUCUGUAAUUUUUAUCAUAGGUACACUUCAACUGUGAGAGACGGAAUCUAAAACAAAAAUCCAGAAAAUCACAUUGUAUGAUUUUUAAGUAAUUAAUUUGCUUUUUAUUGCAUGACAUAAGAAUUUGAUCACCUACCAACCAGUAAGAAUUCCGGCUCUCACAGACCUGUUAGUUUUUCUUUAAGACGCCCUCCUGUUCUCCACUCAUUACCUUUAUUAACUGCACCUGUUUGAACUCGUUACCUGUAUAAAAGACACCUGUCCACACACUCAAUCAAACAGACUCCAACCUCUCCACAAUGGCCAAGACCAGAGCGCUGCGUAAGGACAUCAGGGUUAAAAUUGUAGACCUGCACAAGGCUGGGAUGGGCUACAGGAAAAUAGGCAAGCAGCUUGGUGAGAAGGCAACAACUAUUGGCGCAAUUAUUAGAAAAUUGAAGAAGUUCAAGAUGACGGUCAAUCACCCUUGGUCUGGGGCUCCAUGCAAGUUCUCACCUCGUGGGGCAUCAAUGAUCAUGAGGAAGGUGAGGGAUCAGCCCAGAACUACACGGCAGGACCUGGUCAAUGACCUGAAGAGAGCUGGGACCACAAUCUCAAAGAAAACCAUUAGUAACACACUACGCCGUCAUGGAUUAAAAUCCUGCAGCGCACGCAAGGUCCCCCUGCUCAAGCCAGCGCUUGUCCAGGCCCGUCUGAAGUUUGCCAAUGACCAUCUGGAUGAUCCAGAGGAGGAAUGGGAGAAGGUCAUGUGGUCUGAUGAGACAAAAAUAGAGCUUUUUGGUCUAAACUCCACUCGCCGUGUUUGGAGGAAGAAGAAGGAUGAGUAGAACCCCAAGAACACCAUCCCAACCGUGAAGCAUGGAGGUGGAAAAAUCAUUCUUUGGGGAUGCUUUUCUGCAAAGGGGACAGGACGACUGCACCGUAUUGAGGGGAGGAUGGAAGGGGCCAUGUAUCGCGAGAUCUUGGCCAACAACCUCCUUCCCUCAGUAAGAGCAUUGAAGAUGGGUCAUGGCUGGGUCUUCCAGCAUGACAACGACCCGAAACACACAGCCAGGGCAACUAAGGAGUGGCUCCGUAAGAAGCAUCUCAAGGUCCUGGAGUGGCCUAGCCAGUCUCCAGACCUGAACCCAAUAGAAAAUCUUUGGAGGGAGCUGAAAGUCCGUAUUGCCCAGCGACAGCCCCGAAACCUGAAGGAUCUGGAGAAGGUCUGUGUGGAGGAGUGGGCCAAAAUCCCUGCUGCAGUGUGUGCAAACCUGGUCAAGACCUACAGGAAACGUAUGAUCUCUGUAAUUGCAAACAAAGGUUUCUGUACCAAAUAUUAAGUUCUGCUUUUCUGAUGUAUCAAAUACUUAUGUCAUGCAAUAAAAAGCAAAUUAAUUACUUAAAAAUCAUACAAUGUGAUUUUCUGGAUUUUUGUUUUAGAGUCUGUCUCUCACAGUUGAAGUGUACCUAUGAUAAAAAUUACAGACCUCUACAUGCUUUGUAAGUAGGAAAACCUGCAAAAUCGGCAGUGUAUCAAAUACUUGUUCUCCCCACUGUAUAUGUGAUAUAAAUGUAUAUCAUAUAUCCUCAGACCUUCCCCCUCACAUGACAUGACUAUUAUUGGUCACUGAUUGAUAUUGUGUCUGUUGAUUGGCUGACAGGACAGUGAAGAGCCCGCCCCCAUCACCCUGAUGGAAGGCCACUCGGCAGAGCUACACACUGCCGUCAUGGACCUGUCCAGCCUGGAACUCCGCCUCCUCGACUACCUGGGGCAGGAUUGGAAGGCCCACUAUGGUCUCCGUGGCAACCAGGACGAGAUCACCUUCAUUGUGUUCCACUCCCUGCACGGUGAAGAGGAGGAGGUUAGGUUAGGAGAGAGGAAGAGAGCAGAGCUGGACAUUGCGGUGCAUGUGAAGUACGACGCGGGCCAGACUGAGGUGGCCAUCUAUUCUCCCUACUGGAUGGUGAACAAGACGGGCCGCCUGCUGCAAUACAAGGCAGACGACAUCCACCGCAAACACGCCAUGGACUACGACAUGCCCCUGCUCUUCUCCUUCAAGCCACGCAACUUUCUGAACAACAACAAGGUAGUGGGUGGGGUUGGACUGGGCUUUUAAGUGAUAACGCCUAACCUUAAAGAUCUAACCCUUACUGCUUGUCUCGCCGACCUCUAACCUUUUUUCUCUCCCCGUGGCAGGUGCGGCUGAUGAUCUCGGACAGCGAGCUGUCUGAUGAUUUCUCCCUGGAUACCGUGGGUAGCUAUGGUGAAGUAAAGUGCAAAGGGAGGCACAAAGAUUACCUGGUGAGUGGUGGUGGAUCAACACUACUAGCAGAUGAAUUACAGUCUGAUGUUCACCCUUUCAACAACUUUCAGAUGGGUCAUGGAGUGUGAUUUGCUGAACAUUGAACAAUCAACAGAUUAAAUUAUUCAGGUUGAUUGUGGCUUUCUAUGGUUUGAUUGAAGAUCGGGGUGAAGAUCGACCCUAGCAGUUUCAGCCUGACCCGUAUUGUGAGCUUUGUGCCGUACUACCUGUUGGUGAACAGGACCAAGCAUGUGAUCAGGGUGGGAGAGGAGGGCCAGGACCACUGGACUGAGGCCAGACCACACCAGGUACUACAACUAGAGCUACUUACAACCCCAAAUGCAAUUCAAUCCAUUCAGGAAGUGCUUGUAGUAAAAAUGUGUUCAAGUCAUGGCUUGAAUAUCAGUUAAUUUCCUAAAUUGACAGAAUUUUGAAAUGGAAUAGUGGAGCCCUACUCUGCAUACAGUAAGUAGCACAUCCAUGUAGUGAAACUGACCUCUCUGUUUUUCUCUGUCUCUCUCUCACUCUUCUCUCGCUCACUUGUUUCUCUCGUUCUCUCUGUGCUGCUCAGGCAGCCAUCCCAUUCUGGCCCGAGAGGGACUCCAAGAAGCUCAAAGUCAAAGUGGAAGGCUGUCAGUCAACCCCUCAAACCAUGGACUUCACCAAACCAGAAAACUGCCUGUUGCUGCACCUGGACAACACUGUGAGUAACGCCUGAGAUUGCACUACACACGCACACACACACAAACUUAAGGAUGGUACUGGAGUGUUUGUGGGUAACUACUGUAUAAGCUGAUGCUGAGGCUUUGUAGUGAUAAAUACAUUUUCCAAGUUGGGUUCUUUAAAGUACUAGUACUACUACUUUUAAUUUGGCCUUCCUCCUGUAUUUUCCAGCUGGGUGGGGUCAUUGUGGACGUGAACCUAUCAGACCACUCAAUCAUUAUCCGUUUCUCGGACUACCACGACGGAGCCGCCCCCUUCCUCAUUAUCAACCACACCAAGGAGCAGACGCUGGUGUUCUACCAGAGGUAAAGGAGAGACUGGAGGGAGGGGGAUUGAUGGGGGGUGGAAGGGAAGGAGGAAGGUAGGUAACAGGGCAAUAAGCAGAAAUGUUUUAUUAUAUGGGUGGCAUUUUACUCUUCUUAAAACAGGCGCAAUGCCCUGAAACAAAACCUAUAUAAAUCUUACAGUUUAUCUUGAAGUGGGAUGUCUCAACUUUCCUUUUAGCAAUGUCCAUGAGAUGGUAGCGUUUAUUUAUGGGGACAUAAGUAAACGGUACAAAAUAAGUGUUAAAGCUCUACUAUUCCUCAUUGGUUUCUGAAUGAAACCUGCAUGUUUACAGCCUCCGGUUCAGCAAACUUCCCAGGCUGUGCUGCGUGCAGGAUCCACCAGUAUCUCUUGUUGUCCCUUGGUUUUGUUUGUUGUUUGCACUUACUUUGUAUUUGUUUUAAUACAGGGUUUUCGUUUUAUUUGAUGUUGUGUUGUUUUGUCUGUAUUUGCCCUGUUUGCAUGGAUGAAGUUCCUUUGGUUUGUGAUUUGUUGUGAUUUACACUUAUUUUGCUUUCAGUCAGAAUUGUUUGCUAGUACCACGUUUUUUGUCUGAAAUGUGAACCUGGGCUUUUUCUUGUUGACAGAGUUUGUGUGUGUUUAUGAAUUUGUUUGGUUUUUGUUUGUUUGCUUUGUUUUGGUGCUGUUGUCGGAUCUGCUCCUUACAUGCCACUCCACAAGAAAAUAGAUUAUGUGCAUUAUAUAAAUGAUACAAAAUAUUGCAUUACAUAUUAAUAUCGCUAUAUGGUUCAACAACCACGAGUCAUCUGAUUGAUAGUGACCAAACUACAGAGCGUGGAGUGAUCAAGGAGAAGCUCCGGCUUCACAGUGUCAUGACCGUUUGCCCUAUGACCUCUCCCCCCCCCCCCCCCCCCAUGUUCUAGGUUAAUUUGCUUCAUAGUGGGACUCUGGCAACGGGAUCUGACCUCUGCUUCCUAGCGCCUUCCAUUUUCCCCAGCCACCAAUUUCCAUCACCCCCGUUUUUUUCUGACUGUCAGCUAUCUUCAUCUUGGUGGGUUUUGCGUGGUCUCGUGUGUGUGCUUUCUAACUCGUUGCGUGUGUGUGUGUGUGUGUGUGUGUGUGUGUGUGUGUGUGUGUGUGUGUGUGUGUGUGUGCGCGAGUAGCAGUCAGAAGGAGAAGGACAAGCUGAGCCCGGGGAAGGCGGUGUACUAUACCUGGGCUGAGCCCACCGGGUCACGCUCCCUGGUCUGGCAGUGUGGCAGCUACAGUGGCGAGCUGAAGAGCGAAGAGGUACUGUACCACGGCUUUCUAUUCACUCCUACUAGGGUUGGGUGAUAUUACCAUAGUAUCAUCUAUCGGGGAUGAUUGACAGCCAUCGUCAAUGGUGAUGACAUCGUGAUGUGACAGAGGAUGGGCAACUGGCAGCCACUUUUGAAGGCCCUCGGAUCAACUUACUGUUGUAAGUUAGAAUAGUAGAAUACAAAUUUGGUUGUGCAUCAGCAGAUUUUCUCUUAAGUCAAUCAUUGAUGGUCACUCGAAUUACCGUCUGGGGAGCCCCGAUUGAUUUUGGUAGUCAGUCUCACUCAGAUAUCAUAUUCUAUUCUCAAAUCAGUUUUAUUUUGAAUGACAAAUAUUUUCGCCCACAAUAAGUGAAAUUGAGCAAACAAUACCAAGAUGGAAACGAAUGAGAAGUCAAAAGAAAACUUAGAGCUGAGCAAAAAUAAAAUAAAUGAUGGUUGGCCUAGGCCUAUUUCCAUAUUAUUCUAGCAAUGUGCAACCUACCUACAACGCAUAGUAGCUUAGGUCUAACGCCUCGAUCAGACCGAUUAGUAAUACUCCAAUCAAGUUGUAGAAACAUCAAGGAUGAUCAAUGGAAACAGGAUGCACCUGAGCUCAAUUUCGAGUCUGAUAGCAAAGGGUCUGAAGACUUAUGUAAAUCGGGUAUUUUCUGAGCUCCAGAGUUGCUCUGUGGAGAUGGGAGAACCUUGCAGAAGGACAACCAUCUCUGCAGCACUCAACCAAUCAGGCCUUAAUGGUAGAGUGGCCAGACGGAAGACACUCCUCAGUAAAAGGCACAUGACAGCCCACUUGGAGUUUGCCAAAAGGCACCUAAAGACUCUCAGACCAUGAGAAUCAACUCUUUGGCCUGAAUCUCAAGCAUCGCGUCUGGAGGAAACCUGGUACCAUCCCUAUGGUGAAGCGUGGUGGUGGCAGCAUCUGGGACUGGGAGUCUAGUCAGGAUCGAGGGAAAGAUGAACGGAGCAAAGUACAGAGAUCCUUGAUGAAAACCUGCUCCAGAGCGCUCAGGACCUCAGACUGAGGUGAAGGUUCACCUUCCAAUAGGACAACGACCCUAAGCACACAGCCAAGACAACGCAGGAGAGGCUUCAGGACAAUGUCUUGAGUGGCCCAGCCAGAGCCCGGACUUGAACCCGAUCUAACAUCUCUGGAGAGACCUGAAAUUAGCUGUGCAGCGACGCUCCCCAUCCAACAUGACAGAGCUUGAGAGUAUCUGCAGAGAAGAAUGGGAGAAACACCCCAAAUACAGGUGUGCCAAGCUUGUAGCGUCAUACCCAAGAAGACUCGAGGCUAUAAUCGCUGCCAAAGGUGCUUCAGAAAAGUACUGAGUAAAGGGUCUGAAUACUCAUGUAAAUGUGAUAUUUCAGUUUUUUAUUUUAUUUGCAAAAAUGUCUAAAAACCGUUUUUGUUUUGUCAUUAUGGGGUUUUGUGUGUAGAUUGGUGAGGGGAAAAAAAUAUAUUUAAUACAUUUUAGAAUAAGGCUGUAACGUAACAAUGUGGAAAAGGUCAAGGGAUCUGAAUACUUUCUGAAUGCACUGUAUGUAUACAUAUUACACAAAAAAUUUACUAAUAUGAAACAGACAAGGAUCUCCUGCUUAGUGUUUAACAAAGCUGCUUAAUAUGGUUUAGUCCAUCAAUAAUCACAUACAACUUUAAAAUCGUCUCAUUAUUCAGGCUCCGAUCCUCAAAAGGCUUAGUAAAGGGUUUAGCUAAGUCCACCAGAAAGUUUGAAAGUGUUACUGCAUUUUCUUCGCCCUUAUACUGGUUUGAUGACCUGAGCAGUUUUACAAGGGAAGCAACAUGUGAUGGUAACCAGUUGAAAAUUGUUUACAGCAGUAUAAGGAUAGUUUUAUAAGUUGUUGAGUCUUUCUUUGCAUCUGAUGUGCACUUGAUCCGUGUGUUUGUGUGUGUGUGUAGGACCUGCGGUUGGAUGUGAAUGAGGAGGGUAAGCUGUACCUCAUCUCGUUCUAUGAGGGCCUCCAGCGGGUGGCGCUGUUCACCGAGGACCGGCGGAUCUACAAGCUGCUGUGUGAGAGUGAGAAGGCUGAACUGGCUGAACAGGAGAUCAUCCUCUCCCUACAAGACGUGGGUGUCUCCCUGGUCAACAACAGCAGCCACCAGGAGGUGUCCUUCAUCGGCAUUACCAGGUACACACACACACACACUCACUCACUAUGGUAUGAUAGUGCUACAGUUGACUGUACUGUGAGUGGAAACGUGCAUUCCAAUUUCAGAGCAGCAGCAUAUUCAGUGUGCUUUCCCCUGUGUGUGUAGUUCAGACGUGGUGUGGGAGUUCAAGCCAAAGAAGAAGUCUCGCUGGAAACCCCUGAGUUUUAAAUAUGCAGCGCUGCUUGAGACCCAUUUCAGAGAGUACACCGAGAGUGGACAAGUGGACAACGCCAUCUUAGACCUGGAGAGCAACUUUCAGGUCAGACAGCAACUGUAUAUGCCACUAUACAGUAUCUAUUCAUCUGAUAUCAUGUAUACCAUCCACUUGAUAUCCUACCCCUUGAAAAUUAUACAAUUUGUAGAGGUAAAGGUGGUUCUCAAUUUUGCACAGCUCCAGUAUAACACAUGUGUGUGGGCUAACUCUGUGUUGUCAGGUGUCUCUGACGCCAAACAGGCAAGACAUGAGGAUGAUGAAGCCAUAUGAUGCUCCAAUCAGGAGGAACUUCCUUCCAGGGGUGAAGGUGGAGUACAGCAUAUCGGCCCGCCAGAGUACCUACCGUGUCCAGAUCAACCGCAUACAGGUGGGUUCCAGAGAGUUGGAAAGUGAGCACUCUAUCCAACUCUAUGGUGGGUCCCCACCCGACUAUCCUACCAUAGAUUUUUACAUUGACCGUUAAGUCAUUUGGCCAACUAUUCAAUUAAAUUCAAUGCCAUUCCUUUCAUUUUUAAGGCCUUUGUUUUUCCACAGAUCCAGAAUCAGCUGCCUGGAGCAAUCUUCCCCCAUGUCUUCUACCCAAUAAAACUACCCAAGUCUGUCACCAUGGACUCAGGUCAGUACCAUGCUCUGUCCAAGUCCUUCUGUGUUGUGCAGUCACACUUACAUGGGCCUAAGUGGGUGCCAAAAGGGGGCCAUUUCCGACGCAACCAUAGACAUUGUUAGACUGGAGUACUCUGGAUAAACACAUAGCUAUGGGUGUUUCUGCUCCCCACUUUCCUGUAGAGCCCAAACCUUUGACCGACAUCAGCAUUGUUACAAGGGCAGCCGGACACUCAGAUAUCUCACGCAUCAAGUGAGUCCAUCGCUAUAGUUAAUUUUCUUCCACCUAUCUUCCAUCUCUCUCUCUCUCUCUCUCUCUCUCUCUUCUGUUCUCUCUCUCUGUGUGUCUUCUCUCUGUUUCCUUACCUCUUCUCGGCCAACUUUCUCAUUGCCUGUCUGUCUUUAUAUAUAUAUAAUCUCUUCCCCCCUCGUCUUGGUCAGGUAUUUCAUGGUGCUGAUCCAGGAGAUGGACUUGAAGUUGGACCUGGGUUUCCUCUACGCCAUCUUGGAUCUGUUCACCCUGGAGAACGCCAGUGUGAUGACAUCAGAGCAGAUGGUAAGACCCUCCCCCCUCUCUUCCCCUCAAUUGUCCUCCACACGUUACCCCCACUACCUACUUCCAUUACAAUAGUGUCAGUAAUCCGUAGUGGUGCUCUAUAAGCUCUUCGCACAUGCUAGCUCAAUUAGCUUCCAGGUUCGUAAUGAACCAGGAAGCUAAUUGUUCUAGCACAGUGGUUCCCAACUCUGGUCCUCGAUUACCCCCAACAGUAAAACAAUGUAUUGUAGCCCCAGACAAGCACAACUGAUUCCACUUGUCAACUAAUCAUCAGGCCCUCAAUGAGUUAAAUCAGGUAUGUUUGUCCGAGCUACAACAAAAAUGUGUGCUGUUGGGGGUACUCGAGGACCAGAGUUGGGAACCACUGAUCUAGCAUGUGCAAAGAGCCUAUAGACCUUUUCAACUGUCAAAACAAUAACAUGUUCUACACUGAACAAAAAUAUAAACACAACAUGUAAAGUGCUGUUCCCAUGUUUCUUGAGCUGAAAUAAAAGAUCCAAAAAAAAUUCCAUACGCACAAAAAGGUUAUUUCUCUAAAAUGUUGUGCACAAAUUUGUUUACAUCCCUGUUAGUGACCAUUUCUGCUUUGCCAAGAUAAUCCAUCCACUUGACAGGUGUGGCAUAUCAAGAAGCUGAUUAAACAGCAUGAUCAUUACACAGGUGCACCUUGUGCUGGGGACAGUAGAAGGCCCCUCUAAAAUGUGCAGUUUUGUCACACAACACAAUGCCACAGAUGUCUCAAGUUUUGAGGGAGCGUGCAAUUGGCAUGCUGACUGUGGGGAUGUCCACCAGAGCUGUUGCCAGAGAACUGAAUGUUCAUUUCUCUACCAUAAGUUGCCUCCAUCGUUUUGAGAAUUUGGCUGCAUGUCCAACCGGCCUCACAACCGCAGACCAUGUGUAACCACGCCAGCCCAGGACCUCCACAUCUGGCUUCUUUACCUGCGGGAUCGUCUGAGACCAGCCACCCGGACAGCUGAUGAAACUGUGGGUUUGCACAACCGAAGAUUUUCGGCACAAACCGCCUUGGGGAAGCUCAUCUGCGUGCUUGUCAUCAUCACCAGGUUCUUGACCUGACUGCAGUUCGGCGUUGUAACUGACUUUAGUGGGCAAAUGCUCACCUUCGGUGCUCACUGGCACAGUGUGCUCUUUUUACAUUAAAAAUAAAUAAAACACAUUUUAGUCAUUUAGCAGACGCUCUUAUCCAGAGCGACUUACAGUUUUUAGUGAGUGCAUACAUUUUUCAUACUGACCCCCUGUGGGAAUUGAACCCACAACCCUGGCGUUGCAAGCCCCAUGCUCUACCAACUUGGCUACAGGAGGCCACACGGAUGAAUCCCGGUUUCAACUGUACCGGGCAGAUGGCAGAUAAGCGUGUAUGGCGGUGUGUGGGCGAGUGGUUUGCUGAUGUCAACGUUGUGAACAGAGUGCCCCACGGUGGCGGUGGGGUUAUGGUAUGGGCAGGCAUAAGCUACGGACAACAAACACAAUUGCAUUUUAUCGAUGGCAAAUUGAAUGCACAGAGACCCAUUGUCAUGCCAUUCAUCAGUCGCCAUCACCUCAUGUUUCAGCAUGAUAAUACACGGCCCUAUGUCGCAAGAAUCUGUACACAAUUCAUGGGAGCUGAAAAUGUCCCAGUUCUUCCAUGGCCUGCAUACUCACCAGACAUGUCAUCCAUUGAGCAUGUUUGGGAUGCUCUGGAUCGAUGUGUACAACAGCGUGUUCCAGUUCCUGCCAGUAUCCAGCAACUUCGCACAGCCAUUGAAGAGGAGUGUGACAAAAUUCCACAGGCCAAAAUGAACAGGCUGAUCAACUAUAUGCGAAGGAGAUGUCGUGCUGUAUAAGGCAAAUGGGGUCACCAGAUACUGACUGGUUUUCUGAUUCACGGCUCUACCGCCACGCCAUCAUGUGGUGCUGUCACCCACCCUGAGACCUAAAGUCCUGUUAUCCUAGCCCAACCAAGAUCAUGGUUUUGUUAGGAUAAUGGAUGCUGCUUUGUGGGUAUGAAGUACUGUUGUGGACAGGGGUUGCAUCCUAGGUCAGCCAUAUAGGGAUUGUUACACCCACACAAGUGAUCAUGGACAUCAGCUGCAAAUCUGUGCAAUAUCAAACAAAAUGAGAAUUAGUGACAACCAAAUAAAACAGACAAACAGGGAAUGUUCAAUGACCAAAAAAUACACUAUACUUAAAUCAAAGAAUCAACACUGUAUUUCAUAUCAUACAAAGAACACCUAUGUAAAUGGUUAGUGGGUAUAGACAUUCAUCUUACUCCAAAACAAGAGAUGAUUGAAUAGUGUCUAAUACAAAUAAUUAGCAGAAUGUCAGGGCUGGCCUUUAACAGAAACCUGCACACCCAGUACCUAGAUCUCUAGGAGCAAGAGAAACUAUAAAGUAUUCAGACCCCUUAUUCUGAAAUGGAUUAAAUUGUUUUUCCCCUCAUCAAUCUACAUACAAUGCCCCAUAAUGACAAACCAAAAACAGGUUUGAGAAGUUUUUGCAAAUUGAUAAUAAACAAAAAACGGCACUAUCACAUUUACAUGAGUAUUCAGACCCUUUACUCAGUACUUUGUUGAAGCACCUUUGGCAGCGAUUACAGCCUCGAGUCUUCUUGGGUAUGACACUACAAGCUUGGCACACCUGUAUUUGGGGAGUUUCUCCCAUUCUUCUCUGCAGAAUCUCUCAAGCUCUGUCAGGUUGGAUGGGGAGCAUCGCUGCACAGCUAUUUUCAGGUCUCUCCAGAGAUGUUCAAAUCCGGGCUCUGGCUGGGCCACUCAAGGACAUUCAGAGACUUGUCCCGACGCUUGGCAUUCAGGCCAAAAAGUUCAAUCUCGGUUUCAUCAGACCAGAGAAUCUUGUUUCUCAUGGUCUGAGAGCCCUUUAGGUGCCUUUUGGCAAACUCAAAGCGGGCUGUCAUGUGCCUUUUACUGAGGAGUGGCUUCCGUCUAGCGACCCUACCAUAAAGGCCUGAUUGGUGGAGUGCUGCAGAGAUGGUUGUCCUUCUGGAAGGUUCUCCCAUCUCCACAGAGGAACUCUGGAGCUAUGUCAGAGUGACCAUCGGGUUCUUGGUCACCUACCUGACCAAGGCCCUUCUCCCUCGAUUGCUCAGUUUGGCCGGGCGGCCAGCUCUAGGAAGAGUCUUGAUGGUUCCAAACUUCUUCCUUAUAAGAAUGAUGGAGGUCACUGUGUUCUUGGGGACCUUAAAUGCUGCAGAAAUGUUUUGCUACCCUUCCCCAGAUCUGUGCGUCGACACAAUCCUGUCUCGGAGCUCUACGGACAAUUCCUUCGAUAUUAUGGCUUGGUUUUUGCUCUGACAUGCACUGUCAACUGUGGGACCUUAUAUAGACAGUUGUGUGCCUUUCCAAAUCAUGUCCAAUCAAUUGAAUUUACCACAGGUGGACUCAAUCAAGUUUCUAACAUCUCAAAGAUGAUCAAUGGAAACAGGAUGCACCUGAGCUCAAUUUCGAGUCUCAUAGCAAAGGGUCUGAAUACUUAUGUAAAUGCAUAUUUCUGUUUUGGUUUUAUACAUUUACAAACAUUUCUAAAAACCUGUUUUCGCUAUGUCAUUAUGGGGUAUUGUAUGUAAAUUGAUGAAUAUUUGUAUUUAUUUAAUCAAUUUUAGAAUAAGUCUAAUGUAACAAAAUGUGGAAAAAGUCAAGGGGUCUGAAUACUUUCCGAAUGCACUGUACCCUUCAGUCUCUCCAGGACUUGGGACUCUCUUUGUGACCUUCAUCCGCAGACAGGGUUUAGCAGCGUUCACAGGUCUCUGUAUCUGAGGAUAGAAAACAUUAGAAAUUAGACCAGGACUUGCUUCAUUAUUCUCAAGUGAUAUAACAUGUGAUAUUUGUUUUUUUGUAUAAUUUGUCAUAGUUCUCUCUUUGGGACUGAACAUCUGUUCAUUACCAGGGACCUAAUUAUUUUCUUCAACCAAACCUCAGUCAAUCGCUCUGCGGUGUGGGAAAGGGUAUAUGAGUCAGGCAGAGGCAAACCUGUUGCGAACACACUAGUAGCCAGGUUGUUCAGAGACUAGCUGCGAAUCAACCAAGAAUUGUCUUUUGACAUUGUCAUUGUGCUGGGAGACUCCCAGCACCAAACGUCAAGACAAUUCUUGGUUGAAUUGCAACUAUUCAGAGACAUGAGCUUUCAAUAGAUACAUUUGAAACUAGCUAACUUAGUAUUAGAGGUGAGGGAUUUGUUUUGAUACUGCAGUUGGCUGGCUGCCAGCUAGCUACAAGUCAGUAGGUACAGUAUGGUGUCUCACCAUGUGGAAAGUUUUCAUUACUACACUGACACAGUCUGCGACAGGUGAGAAGUUGUAAAUGCAUGGGUAGGUUCUGAUUAGGGACAUUUUCAACUCAACAUUUUUCAUAAAUCAACCCAUUCCUCCUAGUUACCUAGUACAAUGGUGCAUCAAUACACUCUCAUGUUGCUGCAAUACCAAAAAUAUCCAGACAAUUAGUUUGCUUGUGCAUAAUCCUUUAUUCAUUCCAAUGUCAGGCCAGUUGAACAGUAAUGUAAGCCUAUUUCAUGUUCACUAUAAAACUUCCAAAAUAAUCAAAAUGUGAAUAAAAUAACCUUCAAACAUAACUUCUAUAGUAUCUUUAAAUUCCACCUUUUCACUCCUUAUAUAGAAAGCAAUCAAAAGUCUGCAAAUCUCUAGCUUCACACAAAAUAUAUUUGCAACACUGAAUUGUACCCAGGGGGUAAAGUGCCAAUGUUUCGAAUUAGACCAAAAACUGGUUCUGCAGAGCAAGACGGGGAAAGGACAAAAAACUGCCUGUGGUAGAAGGGGGAAAAUGAACACAGCAAAGACAAGAAACUGCAUAUGCAUGGUCUAAUAAAUCAAACAAGGUCUACAGUGCAUUUCUCAGCCACCAACACACAAUGGGUUUUCAAGCCUUUCUUUAAUACAAACUACACUGUAUUCCUUGCAUUUCCUCCAGACCGGUAUGAUAAUCAGACUCCUGCAUAGAGGUUCUGCUAUGUUCAGGCCAUCUCAGAGUGAAGCUCAAAUAUAACAUACAACUUUCAGUGGAAGAGUUCUUGUUAGUUUAGUAUAAAAAUAAAGUUGCACACCAAUUAUGCUCCCAAACAUUUUAAUAGGUAGAGCAGCCAAUGUUUCGGCAAUGCUGAAACGUUGGUUACUAUACCCAUUAAAAUGUUUGGGAACAUAGUGUUGUCUUUAUUUUUAUAGUUUAACCAGUCUGCACCUCUAAAAAUGUUUUAGGGGUGCGUCAGCUUCUGCCUUUUACCAGUUAGUUAAGUAGAAAUUAGUUUGAUGACCAAAUUCAGGGCUGACAGUGUUUGGACUCGGGAUUGAAAAUCUGUGAAGGGUUCAUUGGGUGUAACGUACCUACAGCUGUCUGACUGCUACCCCAAAUAUAAAAUGCACCCCUUAAACCUAUUCCAUUCUAAAUCAACCCUAAGUAGAUCCUACUAUGGUAAACUGAUCAGUCUAACCCCAAAGUAUGUGUCUAUGACAAAAUCUUAGCGCGCCCGCAUUAUUGUAGAAUGCAUAAUAAACCAAUUGCAUGGUGUUCCAGUGAAGAAAUAGUGAGUGGGACUGUGGUGGAGGCGUUACUUAAUUUGGCUACAUACUAAACACUUUAGCUAGCUAGGUAGCUAAGGUUGUUUGUAGCAGAUCAAGCUAACGUUGGUGUCAUUAAAAAAUAUAUAUUGGAUGGCUGUCUAUCCUAUUUGUAUGUAGCUAACUGACGUUACCUAGAAUAUUUGGUUAACUUGAUAAACAAUUUACCAGUGUGCUACAUAUCAUCCUGGCACCGCCACCUCCUGCUGCUAAUGUUACUAUCCAUGCAGGCAAUGCAGCCAGCUGCGAUUUUUCUUUGGGAAAUCUAUCAACUUUAAUUUUCUAAAAUAGAUUUGUCCCCAGACGUAAUGACCAUCCCACCCGCGAUUACUAUGAAAACAACUAAACUAAGUUAGCUAGCUGUUGACAGCCGCGACAGAACCGCUGGUUGUUUACAAACGCACUGAAAGUUCCGGGGUUCACUCUCCGCUCCUCCUGUUAAGGUUUAAGACUGAAUAUAUCUCUCUCCUCUCUCUCGGUGGUGUUCAGGUGGAGUUGUUUGAGAAGGACAUUGAGUAUCUGAAGACUGAGCUGAACCACAUCUCAGCCGCUGACACGUCCCCUAUCAGUCUCUAUGAGUACUUCCACAUCUCUCCCAUCAAGGUGAGCUUCAGUGUCGUCACAGUGCUUUUACUGUGUGUAUGCUACAUCAAUCAAUCAAUCAAUCAAUUUUAUUUUAUAUAGCCCUUCUUACAUCAGCUAAUAUCUCGAAGUGCUGUACAGAAACCCAGCCUAAAACCCCAAACAGCUAGUAAUGCAGGUGUAGAAGCACGGUGGCUAGGAAAAACUCCCUAGAAAGGCGAAAACCUAGGAAGAAACCUAGAGAGGAACCAGGCUAUGAGGGGUGGCCAGUCCUCUUCUGGCUGUGCCGGGUGGAGAUUAUAACAGAACCAUGCCAAGAUGUUCAAAAAUGUUCAUAAGUGACAAGCAUGGUCAAAUAAUAAUCAGGAAUAAAUCUCAGUUGGCUUUUCAUAGCCGAUCAUUAAGAGUUUGAAAACAGCAGGUCUGGGACAGGUAGGGGUUCCAUAACCGCAGGCAGAACAGUUUAAACUGGAAUAGCAGCAAGGCCAGGCGGACUGGGGACAGCAAGGAGUCACCACGGCCGGUAGUCCCGACGUAUGGUCCUAGGGCUCAGGUCUCUCAGUUGGCUUUUCAUAGCUGAUCAUUAAGAGUUGAAAACAGCAGGUCUGGGACAGGUAGGGGUUUCGUAGCCGCAGGCAGAACAGUUAGGGCCAGGAGUUUUUCUAGACAGCAUGGCCUGACCAGUAAAAACAGUAGGCCCUCUAGUCAUGAACUGUUAUUUACCAGUUAUGCACCAUAGUCAUGGGAUCAGGAAAACUCCUGGUCUAGGGAUGAUCUAUAUAUAGUAAGGUGUGUUUGUUUGGCAGCUGCACCUGAGUUUCUCUUUGAGUUCUGGAGGAGAGGAUGGUAAUAAGGAGAAGAGGGAGACUGAGGUCAUCCCUGUCCAAUCCCUCAAUCUGCUGCUGAAGAGCAUCGGAGCAACCCUCACUGACGUGCAGGACGUCGUCUUCAAGUAUGGACACAUACAAUGGCACACACACACGUAACAAACAGAAACUCUACAAAACCACUUCAUGCUAUUUAUUUGCUUUUGACAAGGCUUUAUUUGACCAUGUCCCCUUUUUGCAUACAUUUACACUAGCGUCUGACCCACAGUCAUUUUCUGUAACUUCCCUAGAUUGGCCUAUUUCGAGCUGACAUUCCAGUUUCGCACUACCCAGCAACUACAAUGGGAGGUCAUCAGACACUACUCGAAACAGGUAACAUCUCACACACACUCCACUCCAAGUGGGACCUAAUGGCCAAUUCUUAACAAGUCACCCAUUCAUUUCAAUUAAUGAUUUAUGUGAAAAUGUAGUUCUAUCCAAGUUCCUCAAGUUAGGAUCCCCCCCUCCCUGACAAGUAAUGUAGUUACUAUGAUACACAAGAGAACUGAGCCAUGUUCCCAUCCGUGUCUCAGGCGAUAAAGCAGAUGUAUGUGCUGGUGUUGGGCUUGGACGUGCUGGGAAACCCCUUUGGACUGAUCCGAGGUCUGUCUGAGGGAGUGGAGGCUUUCUUCUAUGAGCCCUAUCAGGUAAGACCACAGUGCAACCAGUAUGAACCACGCCAGCUCAAACAACGUAUGACCUAAAUCUUUUACAGUACCAGUCAAAAGAGUGGACACCUACUCAUCCAAGGGUUUUUCUUUCUACAUUGUAGAAUAAUAGUGAAGACAUCAAAACUAUGAAAUAACACACAUGGACUCAUGUAGUAACCAAACAAGUGUUAAACAAAUGAAAAUAUAUUUUAUAUUUGAGAUUCUUCAAAUAGCCACCCUUUGCCUUGAUGACAGCUUUGCACACUCUUGGCAUUCUCUCAACCAGCUUCAUGAGGUAGUCAACUGGAAUGCAUUUAAUUUAACAGGUGUGCCUUGUUAAAAGUUAAUUUGUGGAAUGUCUUUCCUUCUUAAUGCGUUUGAGCCAAUCAGUUGUGUUAUGACAAGGUAGGUGUGGUAUACAGAAGAUAGCCCUAUUUGGUAAAAGACCAAGUCCAUAUUAUGGCAAGAACAGCUCAAAUAAGCAAAGAGAAACGACAGUCCAUCAUUACUUUAAGACAUGAAGGUCAGUCAAUCCAAGGCUUUCGACUCUGUCAAUCACUGCAUUCUUAUUGGCUGACUAAAUAGCCUUGGUUUCUCAAAUGACUGCCUCGCCUGGUUCACCAACUACUUCUCAGAUAGAGUUCAAUGUGUCAAAUCGGAGGACCUGUUGUCUGGACCUUUAGCAGUCUCUAUGGGGGUGCCACAGGGUUCAAUUCUCAGGCCGACUCUAUUCUCUGUGUAUAUCAAUGAUGUUGCUCUUGCUGCUGGUGACUCUCAGAUCCACCUCUACGCAGACGACACCAUUUUGUAUACAUCUGGCCCUUCAUUGGACACUGUGUUAACAAACCUCCAAACGAGCUUCAAUGCCAUACAACACUCCUUCCGUAGCCUCCAACUGCUCUUAAACGUUAGUACAACUAAAUGCAUGCUCUUCAAUCGAACGCAGCUUGCACCCGCCCGCCCGACUAGAAUCACUACUCUCAGCGGGUCUGACUUAGAAUAUGUGGACUACAAAUACCUAGGUGUCUGGUUAGACUGUAAACUCUCCUUCCAGACUCACAUUAAGCAUCUCCAAUCCAAAGUUAAAUCUAGAAUCGGCUUCCUAUUUCGCAACAAAGGCUCCUUCACUCAUGCUGCCAAACAUGCCCUCGUAAAACGGACUAUCCUACCGAUCCUUGACUUCGAUGAUGUGAUUUACAAAAUUGCCUCCAACACUCUACUCAGCAAACUGGAUGUAGUCUAUCACAGUGCCAUUCGUUUUGUCACCAAAGCCCCAUAUACUACCCACCAUUGUGACCUGUACGCUCUCGUUGGCUGGCCCUCACUACAUAUUCGUCGCCAAACCCACUGGCUCCAGGUAAUCUAUAAAUCACUGCUAGGCAAAUCCCCGCCUUAUCUUAGCUCAUUGGUCACCAUAGCAACACCCACCUGUAGUAUGCGCUCCAGCAGGUAUAUCUCACUGGUCAUCCCCAAAGCCAACACCUCCUUUGGCCGCCAUUCCUUCCAGUUCUCUGCUGCCAAUGACUGGAACUAAAUAAUUAUUUUGCACUAUGGCCUAUUUAUUGCCUUACCUCCAUAACUUACUACAUUUGCACACACUGUAUAUACAUUUUCUAUUGUGUUAUUGACUGUACGUUUUGUUUAUCCCAUGUGUAACUCUGUGUUGUUGUUUUUUAUCACACUGCUUUGCUUUAUCUUGGCCAGGUAGCAGUUGUAAAUGAGAACUUGUUCUCAACUGGCUUACCUGGUUAAAUAAAGGUUAAAUACAAAAUAGAAAAAUAUUUUUAAAAAUCUGGAGAAUUUCAAGAACUUUAAAAGUUUCUUGAAGUGCAGUCGCAAAAACCAUCAAGCACUAUGAUGAAACUGGCUCUCAUGAGGACCGCCACAGGAAUGGAAGACCCAGAGUUACCUCUGCUGCAGAGGAUAAGUUCAUUAGCGUUAACUGCACCUCAGAUUGCAGCCCAAAUAAAUGCUUCACAGAGUUCAAGUAACAGCCACAUCUCAACUGUUCAGAGGAGACUGUGUGAAUCAGGCCUUCAUGGUCGAAUUGCUGCAAAGAAACCACUACUAAAGGACACCAAUAAGAAGAAGAUACUUGCUUGGGCCAAGAAACACGAGCAAUGGACAUUAGACCGGUGGAAAUCUGUCCAAAUUUGAGAUUUUUGGUUCCAACCGCCGUGUCUUUGUGAGACGCAGAGUAGGUGAACGGAUGAUCUCCGCAUAUAUGGUUCCCACCGUGAAGCAUGAAGAAGGAGGUGUGAUGGUGUGGGGGUGCUUUGCUUGUGACACUGUCUGUGAUUUAUUUAGAAUUCAAGGCGCACUUAACCAGCAUGGCUACCACAGCAUUCUGCAGCGAUACGCCAUUACAUUUACAUUUUAGUCAUUUAGCAGACGCUCUUAUCCAGGUUAAGUGCCUUGCUCAAGGGCACAUCGACUGAUUUUUCACCUAGUCGGCUCGGGGAUUAGAACCAGCGACCUUUCGGUUACUGGCACAACGCUCUUAACCACUAAGCUACCUGCCGCCAUCCCAUCUGGUUUGCGCUUAGUGGGACUAUCAUUUGUUUUUCAACAGGACAAUGACCCAAAACACACCUCCAGGCUGUGUAAGGGCUAUUUGAAGCUAUUUGACCAAGAAGGAGAGUGAUGGAGUGCUGCAUCAGAUGACCUGGCCUCCACAAUCACCCAACCUCAACCCAAUUGAGAUGGUUUGGGAUGAGUUGGACCGCAGAGUGAAGGAAAAGCAGCCAACAAGUGCUCAGCAUAUGUGGGAACUCCUUCAAAACUGUUGGAAAAGCAUUGCUCAUGAAGCUGGUUGAGAGAAUGCCAGGAGUGUGCAAAGCUGUCAUUAAGGCAAAGGGUGGCUACUUUGAAGAAUAUAAAAUAUAAAAAGUAGUAACCACUUUUUUGGUUACUACAUGAUUCCAUAUGUGUUAUUUCAUAGUUUUGAUGUCUUCACUAUUAUUCUACAAUGUAGAAAAUAGUAAAAAUAAAGAAAAACCCUUUAAUGAGUAGGUGUGUCCAAACUUUUGACUGGUACUGUGUAGCGUCAAACACUGCCAGUAUGAAUGUGUAAUACUUGACACUGUGCAGUAGUUAUCCGUAUAGAUGGUAUGCAUCUGAGUAACUCUGUUUUGGGGGUUCUCCAGGGAGCUAUCCAGGGGCCAGAGGAGUUUGUGGAGGGUAUGGCACUGGGGGUGAAGGCGCUGGUUGGAGGAGCAGUGGGUAAGUGUCAUUCUCGUUCAUCUCUUUUCUGCUCACCUUGAUUCUGCUUAGUUCCCUCAUUGCCUUCCCUCCACUUCUGACUUACUUAACUAUAUUUACACCCUGACAUUUCUCUCGCCCUCUCUCUUCUCUCUCCCCCCUCUCUUCUUUCUCCUCUCUCCUCUUCGCGACUGUGUGUUCACUCUGUCUCCUCUCCCAGGGGGCAUUGCGGGCGCUGCCUCCAGGAUAACAGGCGCCAUGGCGAAGGGUGUGGCUGCCAUGACGAUGGAUGAGGAGUACCAGCAGAAGAGACGAGAGACUAUGAACAAGCAGCCCAGCGGCCUGAGAGAGGGCCUGACCCGUGGAGGCAAAGGACUGGUGUCUGUGAGUCUGACCCACUAUAGAACACAAACACCAGUACAACCUAACUGGUGUCCGAGAAUCGAACCCAGCAAUAUCAGCACAACAGAACCGGGAUGUGUGUAGUAGAACAACGUAACCUACUACGUUGCAGGGGAAAUUGAAGAUAUGGUUGUGUUUACACAGGCAGCCUAAUUCUGAUAUUUUUCCACUAAUUGGUCUUUUGACCAAUCAGAACAGCUAUUUUGCCAAUAAUUGGGCAAAAGAUCAGAAUUGUGCUGCCUUUGUAAACACAGCCUAAGAGACGUAUUAUUAUAUAAAUAUUAUUACUAAAGAAGCUUUAUGAAUAGCAAUAGGUGUUCCUAAUGGUCAAGUUCAGAUAGUCUUCUCCCGUCGGGUGCCUACUGAACACAAUCCAGCUGUCUGUGAGUCUUACCAGCAUAGCUGGGCAGUAGAAACGGUCUGUUCUCUCUGUCUGUAACACUCCCGUUCUCCAUCUUAGGGCUUCGUCAGUGGGAUCACAGGGAUCGUCACCAAGCCCAUUAGAGGUGCUCAGAAGGAGGGUAUGGCAGGCUUCUUUAAGGGUGUUGGGAAGGGGCUGGUGGGGGCUGUGGCCAGACCCACAGGAGGCGUCAUCGACAUGGCCAGCAGCACCUUCCAGGGCAUCAAGAGGGCGGCUGAGACGUCUCAGGACGUGGAGAGUCUGCGUCCGCCUCGCUUCAUCCACGAGGACGGGGUCAUCCGACCAUAUAAGGAGAGAGAAGGCGUCGGCAGCCAGAUAUUACAGGUAACAGGAAUGAUCUUUAAAACAUAAACUAACCCUUAUGUCCUCCGUAAACAGAGGACUCCUCUGACUUCAAUUGGGAGGGAUUAUGUGAACUCCAAUAAGAAACUCUAAUCUUCUAAACUGUUUUUCAAUUCGUAUCCUAACGAACACGACCCCAUAAGGUCAGGUGUCAGGGUUCAUGUUAAUGUGUGGCCUCACAUAAACAUCCACUUUCCCUCCCUCUCUCACUCUCAGCCACUUAUUGCAUCUCAGAGUCCAGAUAGAUUUUCAUCUUCAUUGUUUCUUUCAUCCUCAUCUCUGAUUAUCUAUACUAUCUAUUGCAUCUUAGUCUAUGCCGCUCUGACAAUGACAUUGCUCAUCCAUAUAUUUAUAUAUUCUUAUUCCAUUCCUUUACUUAGAUUUGUGUGUAUUAGAUAUUUGUCGUGGAACUGUUAGAUAUUACUUGCUAGAUAUUACUGCACUGUCGGAACUAGAAGCACAAGCAUUUCGCUACACUUGCAAUAACAUUUGCUAACCAUGUGUAUGUGACCAAUACAUUUCAUUUGAUUAGAUUUGACUCGGCUGCUCUAUAGUUCUCCUAUAGAGCAUGGAUGUUGUAGCGCUCUGUGUGUGGAAUCCGACAUAGGCUUUGUUUACACAGCCACCCGAAUAACCCAAUUCAGACAGUCCACACUCAGUUUUACAUUUACGUCAUUUAGCAGAUGCUCUUAUCCAGAGCGACUUACAGAUUGGUGCAUUCACCUUAGUGUGGGAUAACCACUUUUUUUGGGGGGGGGUAGAAGGAUUACUUAUCCUAUCCCAGGUGUUCCUUAAAGAGGUGGGGUUUCAAAUGUCUCCGGAAGGUGGUGAGUGACUCCGCUGUCCUGGCGUCGUGAGGGAGCUUGUUCCACCAUUGGGGUGCCAGAGCAGCGAACAGUUUUGACUGGGCUGAGCGGGAACUGUGCUUCAGCAGAGGUAGGGGAGCCAGCAGGCCAGAGGUGGAUGAACGCAAUGCCCUCGUUUGGGUGUAGGGACUGAUCAGAGCCUGAAGGUACGGAGGUGCCGUUCCCCUCACAGCUCCGUAGGCAAGCACCAUGGUCUUGUAGCAGAUGCGAGCUUCAACUGGAAGCCAGUGUAGUGUGCGGAGGAGCGGGGUGACGUGAGAGAACUUGGGAAGGUUGAACACCAGACGGGCUGCGGCAUUCUGGAUGAGUUGUAGGGGUUUAAUGGCACAGGCAGGGAGCCCAGCCAACAGCGAGUUGCAGUAAUCCAGACGGGAGAUGACAAGUGCCUGGAUUAGGACCUGUGCCGCUUCCUGUGUAAGGCAGGGUCGUACUCUCGGAAUGUUGUAGAGCAUGAACCUACAGGAUCGGGUCACCGCCUUGAUGUUAGCGGAGAACGACAGGGUGUUGUCCAGGGUCACGCCAAGGCUCUUCGCACUCUGGGAGGAGGACACAACGGAGUUGUCAACCGUGAUGGCGAGAUCAUGGAACGGGCAGUCCUUCCCCGGGAGGAAGAGCAGCUCCGUCUUGCCAAGGUUCAGCUUGAUGUGGUGAUCCGUCAUCCAUACUGAUAUGUCUGCCAGACAUGCAGAGAUGCGAUUCGCCACCUGGUUAUCAGAAGGGGGAAAGGAGAAGAUUAGUUGUGUGUCGUCUGCGUAGCAAUGAUAGGAGAGGCCAUGUGAGGAUAUGACAGAGCCAAGUGACUUGGUGUAUAGCGAGAAUAGGAGAGGGCCUAGAACUGAGCCCUGGGGGACACCAGUGGUGAGAGCAGCUUCUCGCCACGCCACUUGGUAGGAGCGACCGGUCCGGUAGGACGCAAUCCAAGAGUGAGCCGCGCCGGAGAUGCCCAGCUCGGAGAGGGUGGAGAGGAGGAUCUGAUGGUUCACAGUAUCAAAGGCAGCAGACAGGUCUAGAAGGACAAGAGCAGAGGAGAGAGAGUUAGCUUUAGCAGUGCGGAGAGCCUCCGUGACACAGAGAAGAGCAGUCUCAGUUGAAUGACCAGUCUUGAAACCUGACUGGUUUGGAUGAUGAAGGUCAUUCUGAGAGAGAUAGCAAGAGAGUUGGCUAAAGACGGCACGCUCAAUAGUUUUGGAGAGAAAAGAAAGAAGGGAUACUGGUCUGUAGUUGUUGACAUCAGAGGGAUUGAGUGUUGGUUUUUUGAGAAGGGGUGCAACUCUCGCUCUCUUGAAGACGGAAGGGACAUAGCCAGCGGUCAAGGAUGAGUUGAUGAGCGAGGUGAGGUAAGGGAGAAGGUCACCGGAGAUGGUCUGGAGAAGAGAGGAGGGGAUAGGGUCAAGUGGGCAGGUUGUUGGGCGGCCGGCCGUCACAAGUCGCAAGAUUUUAUCUGGAGAGAGAGGGGAGAAAGAAGUCAAAGCAUAAGGUAGGGCAGUGUGAGCAGGACCAGCAGUGUCAUUUGACUUAACAAACGAGGAUCGGAUGUCGUCAACCUUCUUUUCAAAAUGGUUGACAAAGUCAUCCACAGAGAGGGGGGGGGGGGGGGGGGGGGGAUUCAGCAGGGAGGAGAAGGUGGCAAAGAGCUUCCUAGGGUUAGAGGCAGAUGCUUGGAAUUUAGAGUGGUAGAACGUGGCCUUAGCAGCAGAAACAGAUGAAGAAAAUGUAGAGAGGAGGGGGUGAAAAGAUGCCAGGUCCGCAGGGAGUCUAGUUUUCCUCCAUUUCCGCUCGGCUGCCCGGAGCCCUGUUCUGUGAGCUCGCAAUGAGUCAUCAAGCCACGGAGCUGGAGGGGAGGACCGAGCCGGCCGGGAGGAUAGGGGACAUAGAGAGUCAAAGGAUGCAGAAAGGGAGGAGAGGAGGGUUGAGGAGGCAGAAUCAGGAGAUUGGAGGGGGGGGGAUUCAGCAGGGAGGAGAAGGUGGCAAAGAGCUUCCUAGGGUUAGAGGCAGAUGCUUGGAAUUUAGAGUGGUAGAAAGUGGCCUUAGCAGCAGAAACAGAUGAAGAAAAUGUAGAGAGGAGGGAGUGAAAAGAUGCCAGGUCCGCAGGGAGUCUAGUUUUCCUCCAUUUCCGCUCGGCUGCCCGGAGCCCUGUUCUACACAACUUGUGUGAGUGAGAGGAAGCACAAGCACCACCACCAGUGAACUUACACCACUGCCACCAGUCAGCCUACACCACUGUUGUUACUAUGACAACUAGCGUAGCCAUGUCAGCAAAUGACUACUGUCACGAAUCUGAUUUGGUCGCUUGUAACUUGCUGUUUGGACAGUCAGUAUUCCAAAACGGAUUUGAAAAACAAAACUGAUUUGAACAUUAAGGCCUGCAGUGUGAACAAACCGUGGCAGAGGUCGAGUUCCUCCUGCCUGACUAGAUGUGCAGGUGUUGCAUUGCAUCAACCAAUUGUUCCAUGCCACAUCAACUGUGCAGUCAGGCAUCAGAUUGGUAUAACGUAUAAUUUUGGUUACCUGAUAUGUUAAAUACAUAUCCAGGUUUUGAAAGAUCUGGCAUGCGUCAGCAAUGUAGUUGGGCAGGAACUUGAGUUGCUUGAGUACCAACAGUUUAUCUUGAAGCUGCAAUGUACUUCUGUAUUGAUGUUUCACAGGGGAAGUGAUGGAUAAUAUUAUUUUCAAUGCAAACAAGAUUUUUGUAGAGCUGGAGAUGAAUCGUAGUGUCAGACAUGGUACCAUCUGUCUCUCUGUAUGUGUUUCUGUCUGUCUUUGUCUUGAAAUUGGCUUUGUCUUCUCUCUUGUAAUGUCCACAGAAAAUGGUGGUCUACACUGAUUGGAGUAGAACUGGCAGUGGUGGUGGUGAUGAUGAUGAUGAAAAGGUGCUAUAGAAAUGAAAUGUAUUAUUGAUGUGGAUGAUGACAACUAGAAUGGAAUUGAUAAACACUAGGUAAUGCUUUGGUCUUUCAUAGUUUGUCUUGAAGCUGCACUGUACUGCUGUACUGAUGUUUUAAGUGGUGAAAUUAUGUGAUAAUUUGCUUAAAUGGAAACAAUGUGUUUUUGUAGAGCCAGAUAUUAUUAGAGACGGGCUUGUCUGUCUGCCCUGACAUUGGCUUUGUCUUCUCUCUUGUCAUGUCCACAGAAAAGGGUGGCUUUCACUGAUUGGAGUAGGACUGGCAGUGAUGGUGAUGAUGACUGCUACAGUCGAACUGCUAAGUCCUAGUUAAUUCUUUGGUCUUCCAUAGCUUUUAAUGUGUACUGUAUGUUUGUGUCGGUCAUUGUGGAGUAGCCUGCUCCAGCAGGACAUGUUAUCACUCUAGGCCUCCUGAAUAACCAGCUGCCAGGCAAUGUUUGUCAUUCUCGGCUAUUCUUUAUUUUUUGGUAACUGGAGAUGUGCCCAGCAUUUUUUAUAAAACACCCAUGUAUUCUCAGGAUUCUGCUGCAGGAUCCCCUUGCAUUUUGUCAUGUAAAACCAUCAUUCUAUUUAUUUUACCCUUCAUCUGUCAUUCAACCAUCUGCGCUUUCAUGUAAGGGGGCGGAGUCAGAAAACCAAGAGAUCGAUAAUCAUAAUAAUAUAAUUGAUUAAAUAAUACUUAAUGGUAUGCUAUCAGAGAGCCAUGAAAAAUUAUGUGAAAAGUUGAUAUUAUUCAUAUGAAGUUAAUAUGAAAUAUAUUGUAUUGGUCUGGAGUGACGUAAUGGUCAGUCAGCAGUCCUCCCUCAUGGCAUUUUGGCCCCUCCCUCUUUCAGAAGCGUCGUUGCUAUGCGCUCAGUCGUUCACUCAUCCAACACCACUGCUCUUCCUACUGUAUAAAGUGCAUUUUGAAACAUCUAUUUCAUCGUUUUCUCAUCCAUACCUUUUCCUAUCACUUUAUCAACAUUCAUUACCAUGCCAUUAUGAACCGUUUAAACGGUUUAUAACAGGUAUGUGUUAGACUCAAUAAGUAAGUAUCAGUGUACCACAGGGGAAUAUUUAGAUGUCGUUUGACAUCUCUGGUCACAUGACAGAUGGUCCACAAGUCAAGUGGAAAGAUGAUGGCCCUGUUUGAAUACUUUAAAAACACACCCUUCCUUCCUUCCUUCCUUCCUUCUUCCCUUGAAGUUAUCACUGAUCUAACACAAAUUGAUGUGUGUAAGCAACUGUUGUAGCACAGCUUUCUCCAAUCCAACCAUGUCAGAUCAGGGAUUUCUUCAAGGAAUGGAGAAAGGAAGGAGGAAUUCAUCAAGUAUUCAAACAGAGCCUAGGAUGUGUCCUGCAUGCAAGCCUUUGUCAGAUCAGUAGGGGAAGUCAAUGUAGAUCAGUAACAGUACUCAUCAGAUCUUCUGCCAGAGCCAGUGUGAAUUGUGAACAUCCCAAAGCCAUUUUAAUCGAAGUGUGAAAAAGGUACCCAAUGACUCUUUACGUAUCUUAUCAGCAGUAGACUUAACAUUUAGUGUAGCAUAGCGUGUGUGUUUAAAUGUUCAAUUUGAUAAAGACGUGUGUCUAUUUUCUGGAAUUGUGUUUGAAGAAAUCUGAUAAGCUAAUUUUUCUCUUUUAGAAAAUUGAGAAUGGACAGUUCGCCAAGUACAGAUACUUUGCUCACGCCAAAGUAAACGAGUCUGAUUUCUUGAUGAUCACCAAAAGGUAAGAGGCUGGCUGGGGUUUGUAGUAUUAAAAAUAGACUGUAGUGGCCGACAGAAUACUGUUGUUUCAGUAAUGGCUUCCUGUGUGACUGUUGUCUGUCAGUGAAUGUUCUGAGGCUCUGUCUCUCUCGUCUCACCAGUGGAGUCUUUUUCGUGACCAAAGGCACAUUUGGGCAGCUGACCUGUGAGUGGCAGUAUCUGUUUGACGAGUUCACCAAGAAGCCCAUGAUCGUGGAGGGGAGGAGGCUUCGGAUUGAGGCAAAGGUAUCCUCAUCUGCCCAUUAUAGUGAUCCAUACACACACAAGUAUUAACUGAUACAACGUGAAUGAAACUCAUCUUAACCAAGCUGCUUAUCAUAACUAUCUGAAUAAACCGCUCCCCGUUUUCAAAGCAGUAUCUCCCGCUAGCUGGAAACCCCUGCGUAGGGAAUACCCCUUCACUCAUUUGCAUCCAAACAGUUUAUUCCUCUACAUUAUAUCAUAGUACGGCCCCCUAUUUCUCAGAACUCAUGUGCUAUCUAAAAAAUAUAAAAAAUACCAACCUUUUCCUGUAUGUGUUUCAGGAGAGAGUAAAGUCUGUGUUUCAUGCCAAAGAGUUUGGGAAGAUUCUAAACUUCAGAAGUCCAGAAAUAGCCGAG
Coregonus sp. 'balchen' is the source of this 53729-nucleotide messenger RNA. The record is from the annotation of a GenBank genome assembly. NCBI's taxonomy places the organism in Eukaryota, Metazoa, Chordata, Actinopteri, Salmoniformes, Salmonidae.